UUUGAAAGAAUAAAGUAAAUAUUUCUAAGUGUCUGAUGUGUAUAAGACAUUGGACUGAUACAAAAAUGUGGAAGAUAGGAAGCAGUGUGAAAUAUACUAAGUGGCUGGAACAGUUUAAACGCGAUAAUACAUGCUUGACUUUGAGCCAUUCAGCAUUAUGACUGUGAACAUGGAAUUGAUAUCAGGCUGUGACUUUAUAUUUAGAAAGCUAUAAAUUAUGUCUUGAUUUUUAUUCUUUGUCAUUUCUGUAGCCAUAUUCUGUAUAAUCAAACAAAAAGUAAAAACAUCAGAAUUUCUAAUUUAGGCUUUUUAAAAAAGACAAUUCCCAUUUUGUUGUUCAGAAAAAACUUCUGAAAUAUAAAUUUAAAAUGAAUCAUGGGCUAAUUAAUGUAUUCAUGGAGAAUGUUGAGAUCUAGCUUGCUAAGAUUCUUUAUUUUUCCUUUCCUUUCUUCUUCAUCAUUUACCUUCAUUGGUGAAGAAUGUCAGUUAGGUCAUGCAGACAUAAAUGUUUAUACUAGCACUUUUGAUCAUUCCUAGUGUUAGACUAAGUGGAGGAAUGCGUAGCUAUAUACAUUCUAUCUUCUUUUCCUAUAGAAUGGCAAUGUAUUCUUCAUAGAAUUGCCAUGUGACUAUCUCCAUUACAGUGCUGUUAUGUUAAACCAGGAACACAUAAAUGAAUUAGAACUCCUCAGUGGCUUGAAUCUUAGGCCUUAUCUUAAAAACAAAGAAAGAAACAAACAAGUAAUAAUGGAUGUGUGACUAGAAAAAAAUAUACACUGACAAUAGAAUAACUCAUUCUCUUAUUACCACUGAAACUCUAUUAACUAGUUAAUUCCUUUCCUAAACAAUAAAUAUAUUGCAGCUCAGGAUUUGUCUAUUGGAUAAUUUUGGCAGUUUAAUGUUUUUAUAUUUUCAGUUAUUGGUCAAAUAUAGUAGGAGAUUUGAAAUACUUUAGCCAUGGCAUCUCAUGAUCUCUGUCUUUUCAGAGUCCUUGUGCUCACCUUUGUUUCUGAGACAAUUGGUAUAUUUCUGUACCAUACCGACCUCAAAGUUCCUUUUUAGCAGCGAGGGAGCAGCUGAGAUAGGGUUUCUGCAAGUCUUCAACUGUACUGUCUGAUGAAAACUUAAGUAUUUGCUUUACUUUUGACAUAGUCUUGUUUAAAGUGGGGUGUGGGGGUGUAUAACUUUGAAAACUGUGAUCCUCACCAGGUGUGAUGGUGCUUGUAAUCCCAGCAUUCCAGGGGCUAAGAUAGGAGAAUCACAAGUUUGAGGCCAGCCUGCACUACCUAAUGAGUUCAAGACCAGCCUGAACUACAUAGUGAGACCCUGUCUCAAAAAAGCAAACAGAGAAUAAUGGAGCUCAGUACCUUAAAACAAUGUGUGUUGUGGAAGUUAUUGUAAAAAAAAUGCUUUUUUUAAAACAUGGAAAUAGCCAAAUAGUUUUUCCUACCUUUUAAAAAAUAGUUCAGGAUACUUUACUAUUUGAUUAAAACAGUAUAAUGAAUAUUAGAAGUAGCAACUGACAAGCCAUAAAUUGAAGUCAUGCUUAGUAAUGUUUUUCUGGAAAGAGAACAUCAUUUCUUAUGCAGGAGAAUGUAGAAUUUGUCUCUCAGAUAGGUUCUUAAUUUCAUUAACAGAAGUUACUGCAUUGGAAAUUCAGAGCUUUUGAAACCCCAGGUUCAACUUGGUGUGAACCAGAUAUGUAUAACAGAAGCUCACAAUAAGCAAGUCAUACUGUUUUCUUUUAUAAUUGAACAUACAUUUAAUAAAAUUUUUUUAUUUUAACAUAUGAAGUAGCCACUGAUGUUCAGUGUACCAUUAUUUAAUAAACCAACUAUGUCCCAAACUUAUUCUUUCAUACCACACAUUCUUGUACCCUUUAAAACUCAUUACGUUUGAGCUGCUGACAUUAUUUUCUCUAAAGCAGACAUACUGUUGGAUGACUACUGAUUUCCUUUUAUAGGUCAGCAAGAAAGAAUGAUUAUGAUUCCAGAGGCCCUGACAAAAGCUCAAAAGGUUUUCUGUUCUUUUGACUUUCCUUUAAGGAUUUUUAACUCCAACCCCCUAACCUAUAAUCUCUCCAUUGAAUUCCAGGUGUUCAUUUUAGUAUGAUUUGAAUGGUGAGGGUAAUGGAGAAUAACUUCUUUUCAAACUUUCCAGUGAUUUUGAACGAGUUAUAAUUGACAUAUGGGUAAGAAAUAAUGUCAGUUUUGUGUUUGGUUUUUCUUCAUGUGUUUUUAUGGUAACCUAUUUAGGGAGAGAAAAGUUAAAGAAUAUAACAAAAUGAAUCCAAGAGCGUGGGAGAGAAACAGAUACACAGGAAAGCUCAAGUAAAAUUAAGAAACUGAUUCCAAAGAAAGAGAAACAAAAACAUUGAGAAGGCUGGUGGGAAAUAAUACUAGUUUUAUCUGUUGUUCCAAUAAAUAUUAAAAUACCAUCCUCUUUCUCAUUCAGUAAUAUUUAGAGAAAGGAUUUUAAAAUCUCCUUAAGGGAGUUUCCCAUUAGAAACAAGUUCUUUUUGCUUUGUUUGGUCUGACUUUCAUGGCCUUAUUUCCCCACUCAUUUGAUACUUCUUUCUCAAAUGAGAUGGAUGCUUGCUUUUAGAACACUUUUAAGUUAUCUUACAAUAUUUUCCAUUUUCAGUACAAAAGUAAACACUGUAAAGUGUCUGUUUCAAAUACGUGGAUAAUUUGUAAGAGGAAAGUGAGCUGCAGUUAUAUAUGUAAUUUCUCUGUGCCUUUCUUCCCAUGCAUUUUAUGUAUUUGAGACUAGUACCAUAUCUGGGUAUUUCACUCGUUGGUCACAUAAAAUAUUUACUAGCAUACCAUAUGUAUGCUGUGGGUUGUAAGGGUAACCGUAAGGAAUAGGAACUCCCUGUAAGACAUGUGGGAGUUGAAGCAGCACAAGAGACAGGCUCAGCGGCUAAGCAGCCCCUCUGCGCCUGUGCUCUGUAGGUGGGAAUGUACACUGGUCUGCAUGGAGAGUUGAAAUAAUAACUUGUCAUUGGUGGUUCAGCAACAGCUCAGUGAUGCACUUUAGUGUUUUUACACAUUGCUGAUUAAAACUCUCCAAACAGAAAAAGGAUAGAUGAGUAGUUGUUCAUUAUCUUAUGCGAAAACUGCUAUGGUAGUCUUGGCUCACGAUUCAUGGCCCAUUCAUUUGUGAUCAGGGAAACAGGGUUGAUCUCGUUAAGUGUGUACUCUUGGCUUUGUAAGCCAGCAACUUACAUGGAAGGAAGAGCCUGCGUUCCUCUUGUAAGAAAAUGAUUGUGGUGGGCCUUUGAACCUUCAUAAAUACACCAGACAACUUGUUAUAUUAUUUUAAAAAGUUCUUUCUUAUAUUGGUUCCUAUUUGUUCAAUCUAAAAGACUCAUCUUAUCUUUAUUACAAAUCUUUUAAAGGUAGGUUGUGUCAGAUGCUUUUUUAUUACCACUGGUGACACCCAGCACAAUGCCUGCCAUUCAGUGCAUAAUUAAGAACAGAACUACGUUAAAUAUGUUUUAUUAAGAGAGAUCACAGGUAUAGAAAUUCUUGGUUCUUCAUGAUCAAUAAAGGGUAUUUUUACAUUGGUUCACUUAAAGACAUUUGAAUCUUUUUCAGUGACCCAAAACAUGACAUAAGAAGUGCUGGAAAAGCAGAAAAUUUUGUUAGCAUCUCUUUUGUCAUUUAUGGUUGUGCUAGCCAGAGAAACAUCAUUCUUGUCUCUAAAUCUAAGCUUUAGCAUUAAAGAAAUCACUUGAGUGAAAUGUUUAACAAUUUUUCUGUGCCAGUAGAACUGUAAGGUACUCUGUCCCAUUCUCAUUUUUUAAUACUUGGAAGAAGCAUUUUUGAAUAGAUUAUUGUUGCAUCUUACUGCGUUUUCCCCCUUGGGGAAGGGAAAUUGUCUAAUGCUUAUACACAUUCAAGCAAGAUAAGUCAGAAUCUUGAAAGUUUGGACAAAUUAUGGGAAAUGCUCUGAUUAUUGCAAAGAGGUUGACUGGUUAUGUUAUUUUUUCAAAAUGUUUAUGAAAGAUCUAUUCCUAUCAGUGCUGAUGCCCAUACUUUUGAUGGAAUUUUUAACCCUCUGAAUUUCUAUUUGGAAGCUUUUUAUGGAAUCUCAUUCUUCACUGUGCUCAUCAUUCAUGUUUUACAUCAUUUUGUAAAGCUCUCCUAGCUUUUUUUUAGUGUUUCCUGUAGGUGUGUUGAUCAUUUUGUUCAUUUGGCCCAGUAUCUAUUUAUUUACAUCUUCUGUGAGCUUGCCAAGUAUCUUUUUGUUCUGUUUUAUUGUCUCCACUAGUAUAAUUUUGAAUAAUUUGGGUUUGUGGUUUUUGCUUGCCUCUUCUUUGAUGCCCCAUGAAUGAGCUUUGGGAGAGUUUGGAGUUUUGGCAAGCAUUUUGUUGAUUUCUCUCAUGUUUUUCUUGUUUGUUUUGUGUUGAGGAUUGAUGGUUGAUUGUAGCUUUUUUUUCUAGUGUGAGGAAAACAUCUACUUUUACUUAAUACCUAUUUUUCAUUGUCUCUUUUAGGCAUGGCUAACGCUGGCCUUUGCUUCUGUCCCAUGAUCCAGCCACCUCCAUUUACUUGAGAUGGAGGUUGCAGUACAUUCGGCCCUGUACCCCCUUCUCCAUGGUACAGGGCCACAGUAUUUUUAAUGACUCCAAGGCAAUCUAAAUAUUGAGAUCCCAGGAAAACCAUUUAAUAGUAACACCUGUGUUACCUUUGUUAUAGUAAUAAAAUCAGCAUCAAUUAUAAUAUCAAGUACAAACUGAAUAUUAAUAUAUUCUAACAAUUAACAAUGUAUCAACCUUACCCAUAGAAGAGAGAUCCAUAAUUAUAGUAUGAACACUAAGACAGAAGAAAUAUUGACCUACUAUUAACUUAAAGUGAAUAUCUACUAAAUAGGACAGCUUUGCCUCUACUAACGAUAGAACACUGUUCAACAGCAAUAGCAUAAAUUUAACUAGCUGUCUAGAUAUUAACUAGAUAUUAGUAGUUACACUGGUAAAGGUAGAGGGAGUAGGGAACUGGAGAAUAUAAAAAGCAAAAUUUGAAAAAUAAUAGGAUAUGAAAAGGGGGAGAUAAAAGUAAGAUAAUGUAUCCUAUUGAAGAGUAAAAGGAAAUUGGUAGUCCUAGAGAACAGUUACAGAGAAGAAUGAACAAAAAAAAGAAAAAAGAUAAACAGCAAAAUACAGUAAAUACAGAUAAGGAAGAGAAAAAUGUUGAAAGGGGAAAAGAGAAAGAAAAGAACCCCUUCCCCCCAAAAAAAACCAAUGAAAAAGAGAUAAAAAUCUUAAAAAAUAGAAAACUCAAAAAUAGAUUGAGUCUAAGAAAAAUUCCUGUUUUUGGAUCAAUGGUUUCUUUCUAAGAUGUGCAGUUUUGGAAUCCAGAGAGUCAUAAUAUUAUCUACCUAGCUUUAGGGCUAAUAAGUUUUUGAGUUGCCCUCCCUGCACCAGAGGCCUUUCUGUAUGUUUACUCCAGACGGUGGUUACCAAGCCAGUGGGUGUUCUUGCCCCUUUUCGUAAAUUAUUCUUGAACAGGCCUCUGGUCUCUGCUGGGUGUAGGCUAUAGGGGUGGGGGUGGGGAGCUGUUUGAAUUAAUUUUGAAAGUCACAGAAUCUGUUUGCUCCCGUUUGUCACCAAAUGUUGUCCUUGUCCAGGAUCAGGUUAUUGGUUAGUCCUUGUCUAUGCUGCCCUGAAUCCGUAGAAGCGAAACAUAGAGCUGGCUGGGAGUUGGCUUUCCAGUUAUGCCCUUUUGUGUGUGUGUGUAGGGGGUGCCCUGGGUCUGGUGUGGGCCUGCUUGUUCACUUUAGGAGGCACCCAGGUCAUGGUGCGGGCCUGCUAUACAUCUGACCUGGCAGUGUCAGGGUAUGCCUUGAGUGGGUCUGCUUGCCUGUAUUUGUAAGUAGUAAAUUCUGUAGCUCCUACCAAAACUUCAAUGAAUUUUUUUGGAAUAGUAACUUCUAAUGGACUUCUAAAGUAAUAGUUUCAAUUUAUGGUUUUUGGCUCAUUCUGAGGCAGAAACAGCAUCAUGAAGCAUGAUAGAGGAAAAGGUCUGUUAUGAUAUAAUUUAAAAGUGGCGGAGCUAGCAUUUAACCUAGAAAGUCUGGCUCUAGAACCUAUGCUCCUAUUAAUUUACUUACACUGCCUUUCUAAAGCUUUUAUAUCUAAAUCUUUAAAGGCAUCAACUUGGAAUUUAAUUCCAUUAAUCUCCGUGUUCAAAACAUGUUUUGGGUUUCUUUGAAUUUAUUUUCCAAAGAGAACAAGACCAAGACAAAAACCUAUGAAAAACCAAGCCACCUGCUAUCUAAGGUAUACUGUGGGAGGAAUGACAAUCAAAAGGGAAACACAAGGAAAUUAUUAGAAAUAUUGAAGGAAAAUUAGAGUAUAGUACAGAUGAAGAAAAAAAUUAACUUGUUUUACUUUAAAACAUGGAUGGAGGUCAAGGGACAAGUGUUCAAAUAGGAGGUAGUCAGCAAUAUCAGAUGUGACAGAACUCCCUGAGAAGAAGUGACACAGCCCAUUUGGCUUGUUUAAGCAUAGAAAUCAACGUGACUUAAGAUUACAUUAUGGUAGCAUAAUCAGAACACAAUGCAGAUUAGAGACGGAAGAGAAUGUGAAAGAGAUUAAAUGAAGAAUUUGGUAAAUUUGACAAUGAAUGGACCAGGCAAUAUCCUGGGUACAGUUAAAGGAAAAAGAAUUAAAAGGGGGGAAAGGACAGAAGGAAAGAGGAAGGGAGAGGAAUGGGAGAGACAGCAGGGGGAAGGAUGUGUUUCAAGGAUAGAAGAGAAAGAAAGGUAGAGUAUAAGAUAAAUAAGAGACUAUUAUGGUUGUUUUAUACACAUGUAAGUCUAAGAAUACAACCAUGUUUUAUCUUUGACAGAUGUUCUGAGGAAAAGAAACAAGUCAGUGUUAUUCAUCUGCAUUAAUGUUUCUUUCAUUUAAAGCAAAACACAGAGAAUGUUAAACAAUUUUUGUUUAUUUGCAGUAGGACUACAAAGAAAACCAAAAAGCAUUUGAGAGUAAAACCAGAUCUUUAAAAAAUAAAAACAAUAUUUGAAGUAUUCCUUGAGACAUUACAGGUCUUCCAAAUCGUCAUAAGGAGAUGUUUUUAAUAAUGGUAGAGUUUUAAAAAUAUGAAAGUUGAUAUAACUGUUUGCUUUAUAUAGUCUUAGGGUUUUUCUUACGUAAAAUAUUAGAAAACCAGUAAAGUAGCCUGUUAAAUCAUUUCAUAUCUAAACAGAAUUUGGUACAAGCUUUUUGAUGAUGUCAUAAAACUUAAUUAUGGGGAAAGCAAUUAUUAUAAUUAGGAAAAGUUGAUGAAUUAUGAUCUGACUCAGGAUUAAGGUCUGAACACUCAUGUCAUUUCCCCCCAUAUAUCGUGAUUUGUUCGUUUUGGACUGUGAGUUGUUUAACUUUUGACACCAUCAGCAAAUUAGAGCAGUAACACUUAGUUGGUUUUUCCUGAAAAACCUUAAGGCUAAUAGUUAUGUGAUAUUUAUUUCUACACAUUGCUGCUAAUCUACGCACUGCUGAGGAUCCUGUUGUGGGUAAGCUUUGAGGAGAUGUUCAGUCCCUAGUCAUAGAAAUCACACUGGAAGCCAGCAGGAUGGAUAAUUAGUUGAGAGUGGGAGCAUAGUAUGUUAAUUGAGUAAUUACUUAAUUGUUGCUUAGUCAUCUUUGUCAUAGUCAUCACUGCGUUCCUAGUGCACAGCAUAGCGCCAGGUAUGUGGCAGGGUAUUCAGUAAAUGACUGAAUGAACUGAAGGCCGAACUCAUCAAUUUGCUAUUCUAAAUUAGUUCAUACCUAGCACCAUAAUGUGAUAUUGAAUAUGUGAUAGGUAGCUUUGUGAGUAUUUUUGUCAGGACCAUCUGUGUCUCAUAGUACAUAUAGGAAUUAGUCUUCAAAGUGAAUGAAUUCUAUUAUAUUUUAAAAGCAUAAGUACUAUUUUAUGUGAGGGCAACAGUUCACCCAGUAAGAUCUCUGUGUUUCAGAGUUUUGAAACAUUGAUCUUGGUAAUACAUGGACAGAUUGUUUUUCAUUUAGGGUGGGUGCUGAACAGACUGUGGUAUCGUCUUAACCUCCAGUAUGACUAAGCCUCAGAUUGAAUAAACUCUACAUCUGGACUGGGGAUUUAACUCAGUGACUCAAGUGCUUGGUAAGCGUGAGGUCAUGAGUUCGAUCUCCUGUACCAAAAAAAUAAGUAAAUAAUUUUUUUUUUACAAAAGCUCUAUAUCUGUAGAAACAUGGCUAUAAUAUGUCUAUGAUGUCCUAAAAGGAUAAGCUGUGUUAGCAUUUUAGCCCCUGUGCUGUACUUAUUUGUAUGUAGAAGGUAUUCCAGAGAAGCUUGUCAACUUAAAUUAUUGAAUUUUUCAUGGACUGUCAUGUAAAUAAUUUAUUGUCAUCUAUGUCUGAUAAUAAUAUCUCUUGAAAUAUAUUUUGAAAAUUAAGCUAAAAAUCAUGCAGAAUAAAUCGAUCUCUGUUACUCAGAUUAAGUUUUAUAGAUAGUUCUUUUCUGGUUCUUUUGUUGAAUAACUUUUAUUCUGUUAAGAAUGAAUCUGCCUUGAAGGGGACAGCAUCAUGUUUAUUUUGAAGUUCCUUAAAGAGGCUGAUGAAUUGUCCUAAAAUAUGCUUUGAAUUAGCAACUUUUGAAUAUCUAUUCUAAAGAGGUAAAAGAGGUGUGACCAGAAGGGAAUGGUGCACAGUAAAAAAUAAUUUGACUUUGGAAUUAAGAAAAUACAUCUCAGAGCUAUGCAGGCUGAUAUUUAUCUGAUAUAUGUAUGGGUAUACAUAUAAAAUUUAGUGCCUGUAAAGCAAGAAAAAUAGCUUUUAACAUAUCAUUUCUCAACAGUUUGAGUCAGGUCUUCUGGUGGAUUCUACUUGUAUUAUAGUCAGCUUUCUGUCAUUGACAGAUACAUGAGGUGAUAACUUUUAAAAGAAGAAAAGAUUUAUUUUGCCUCAGGCUUUCAGAGAUUUUAGUCCCUGUUCACCAGGUGCUGUUCUCUUUGGACCUGUAGUGCCUUAGUAUGUCAUGCUUACAUUAUGGAAGCAGGAAGUCAAAGAGACGAGAGGGCCCAGGGUGCCAGUGUCUCCCAGCGGGGCACAGCUGCAGCGACCCAAGCUGCUUGCACUGUGGUGGCACCACAGACUUGCAGCCAAGCCUUAAGUACACAGGCCCUUACAGUUCGCAUCCAAACUGCAGCAGCGCUUUUCUGAUUGCCACACAAUUGUCUAAUGUAUGUUUUUUCUUCUCUAUUACCUUAAAUGUAGAUUAUAUAGUUGUGGGUUAAGGAAGCAAAGGUUCUAAUAGCUCAUCUUUAAGCCAAUAAUUCAUCCUUAAAUAUAAAAAACAUGUAACUGGACUUUUAGUAAAGUAUUAAAGUUAAAACAAUAAAAGUUCUGAAAACUUUCAGAAAAAUUUAAAAUAUAAUUAUAUAAUAAACUAACAAAAUAUACAUUUUUCUUUAGUGUAUUUAAAAUUAGUGUACUUAAAAGAUUUCAGUAUAGAGUAUAUAAAGUAUUAGUUGCUUUAUUAUGGAAUAAUAUGUUUUCACAACUUUUUCUAUUAGUCUGCUACUAGUUUCAGAUGAUUUAGUUUUGUGUGUCCCUCAGCACAUUUUUUUAAGGAACAGUGUGGUAAAUAUUCUGAGGAUUUGCAAGGAGCCAGGGUUCUUGUAACUUGUUCAUGUUCGUGUAACUUACAUUGUAGCUGAUGGUGCUGACCAGAAGUAAACAAACUUAUACAUUAGUAAAAUGGUUGACAGGUGUUAUAAGGGUUAUGCUAACAGCAGUGAGCUCAGAGAGAAUCAUAGAGUCCUACUUAAGAGAGUAUCACCAAGGAUGUUCUCAGAGAGUUAACUUUUGACUAGAAUUUCAAACAUGAGAGAGCACAAGAAUUUCAGGCAGAGAAAAGAACAUGUACAAAGGCAAUAAGGUAGGACAGAGGAACAGAGCUUUCUUUGCCAUAUUGAAAGAAAACCAGUGUGACAGGUGGCUAGUGAGUGGGACGGCUGGUAAGUAAUGAAAUGAGGUUUGGGAGACUAGAAGGGGCCAGAAGUACGGUAAGGAGUUUGGAUUUUAUGCUAAGGGCCAACGAAAUGAUUUGAGCAGCAGAAAAAUAGGGAUGAUUUAGUUUGUAGGGUGACUUUAGUUAUUACAGAGAGAAACAGAGGAAGAGGGAGAGAGAGACAGAGAGAGAAGAAGGAGGAGGAGGAGGAGGGGGAGGGGGAAGAAGAGGAGGAAAAGAAACAGCAGCAGCACAGAGACCGUUUAAGACCGGUUCAGAAAUCCAGGCAAUUUAAUGAUAGCAGUAGAGCAAUAUCUAGUUCUAAAUAUAUUUUUCAGGACGAUUCAGUGGAAAUUGGAAAUGUGAUUUCUGGUUUGAGUUUACUUGAUGAAUAGAACUACCAUGUAUCAAGAUGAAAAGGUCUGGAGUAGGGCAGAAUAAUAUGUUUGCUAUAAAUAUGUGGAGUAAUUUGGGACACAUUUAAGUUUAAAAUAUCUAUUAGAUAUUCACAGGAAUACAUUCAGUAAGCAACUGACUCCCUGAAUCUGGGCCUUGGGGCAUGGAUGAUCUGAGCAAAGAGGUAAAUUUAGGAAUUUUCAGCUUAUGUAUGUUUAGUUAGUGGAAAUAAUGGAUUUAUCUAGAAAGAGAAUAUAGGACAAAAGGCCAGGGAUAUAGCUCAGUGGCACAGUGCCUGCUGGGCAAGUGCAAGGUCGUGGGUUCAAUUCCUGGUACCACCUGUGCCCCACAAAAAAAAAAAAAAUUAAAGGAAUUUAGUGUUCUAAAUGAAGGGCAAGAGGACUGAGGACUUGAAUUAUUUUAGAUUAGAUAAAGAAGGAUUGCCCUAAAGGAGACUGGAAAGGAGCAACUAGCAAAGUAGGAGAAAAGCCAAGAGGGGAGCAUGUAUAAGAGAAGAAUUGUGCUCAGUACUGCUCUCCUAGCCAGGACAGUAGUGAGCCUUCCAGAGAAGGAGCUGAGUUGUCAGGCCUUGAUAUCAGGCCAAGAGACCAUGGAUUGAAAGUGAAAUCUCUGCAACAAAACAGCAGAUGUCGGGUUAUAGUUUAUUAAUAAGACAUAGUGUGUACAAUCAAGGAAUGUAAUAAUCUAGAGAACAAAAAACAAAUUCUUAGUUACAAUACAGUGUGAUGGUUGUGGUGAGCUAGGUAAAUAUCAGGUGUUGUGGCAGCUCAGAGUCUGGAGGGAAGGGAGGGACCAUCCUGUAAAGGGACAUCUUUCUAGACACUUUCCAGUUGAGCAGAGACCUCAUUACUCUGAGAUACCUUGUGUAAAGCUAUGAAUCAAAGUUCAUGGGGACAUGGACUUUUAGGAGGUUAUGACAGUCACAACUGUGUCAUUAGAUCUGUAUUUUCUUUUUGUUAACAUCAUCUGUUAGGUCUGUUAUCCACUUUGAAUUAAUUUUAUAUAUGAUACAUAGUGUAAAAUAAGUUCACUUUUGUCUGUGGGUAUUGGAGCCAUGUUUUUACUCAGUGUCUUUUAAUGGAAGAAUUAAAGUCAAACCAAGUUUAAAAGGUUAUAAUAGGCUAUCAGGUUUCUUUGUGUUAUCCUUGACUUGGUAAAUUUGUAGAUUUUUCUAAAACUUUGUAAAAUGUUAUCCUGUGAUUGAACUUCAACCUCAAAUUUCCAGUUUUUCUGCUUAACCAGUAAAAUGUUAUUUUUAUAUUCUUUGGGAACAUACGAUAUACUACGGGUAAUUAUAGAAUACUGUAAUGGGUAGCAGAAGAUAUUGCCAAACCAAAAUUCUGGAACCCAGAUACAUGUACCCAAGUAGAUCACAGUUCCUGGAAAUGAGAAAAGUAAGUAAAAGAGGAACUAAAAAUAAGGUUUUCAUAAGAACUGUUUCCUACUUAUUAUCUAAUCUGUUAGUGAUUUGUUUCCCUUAAUUUAGUUUUUUUUAAAAAAGACUUCAUAAUCAGACCCUAGGAAGAAUCUUUUAAAAAUAUAUGUAUUUCCAGGUGUAAUGUCUACACACCUCUGAUCACAGAACUCUGGGAGGCUGAGACAGGAGAAUCAGAAGUUUGAACCCAACCAGAACAAUUUAGAGAUAGAAUGGAUGAGGAUGCAGUUCAGUUUAAAGAUCCUGAAUUCAGUACUCAGUACUGCAAAAAGAAAAAAAAAAAACAUAAAAAUGUGUUGUAGUGUAUGUAUACACAUACACUGCAUUGGUUUAAAGAAAGAUAGCAGGGAGUAUAGUUUAUUCUGCUGUGUAGCUUUAUUUGGAAAUAAAAUACGGUUUUCUCUUCAGCUAUGAGUCAUUACUUUUAGUGUAGUAAAAAAGAAAAAAACUUAGGGAGUUGAUGCAAGUUUUUUGUAGGCAGUCAUGUCACAUGGGCUUUGGAGUCAGGUGAAUUUGGGUUUUAACCAUUAUUAGUGGGCUGUUUACAAAGAUUAGAGAAAUAAUGUUAACCACCCUAAUGUUCUUAUCUCUAAUACAGUAAUAUUAGUAGCUACCUUUUUCGGGGUGGUUCAGAAGUUUAAGUGAAAUGAAUCAAAUACUGGCACAGUUUUUAACAUAGUAUACAUAUAAUACAUUUUUGCUUCUCUUCCCAGGGCAUUGAUCUUUAAAGUAUAGGGUUAUUGUAUGCAGAACUUAUAAAUGUCUAGGAAGGAGGAAAAUUAGUUUUCAUUAGACUAAGCAAAAUCAUCUAUAAUCCUUUCCUCCAUCUCCCCAGAAUGAUUCAUUUUGUUUUUUUAAAUAAACUUAGUAAUGUUUUGCAGGAGUAUUAGAACUGCAAGAGUUUUACAAGGAGCUUGGAUUUGCUUUUUAUUUACAAAUUCUAUUCUCUGGAAGGGUACAAUAGGUAAGCAUAUAUAAUACUCUAUCAUACUGAAAGAAAUGGUUAGCCACAUUUCGUGUGUUUGUGAUUGCUGGUUAUUAGAAAUCUACUGUUCUUGUAGCUAGUUAUUUGAAAGCUAGUAUCUUCUAAGAUAAAUAUAUUUUGUAGAGAAUAUGGUGUAAGCUAAAAUAUUAGAACAAAAAAUCCUAAAUAAAUUACUUUUGAUUUUUCAAUCUUAAUUCAGUUUUCACAGUUGACCUGGUUUUAAAAUAUAAAACUAGAAUAGAAUAUUUUACAUAUGCCAAAAUGUGAAUCUUUAUUUUUUAACAAACACCUUCAUUUUAAGCUGAAUGGUAAUGGUAAAUACAAGAACUCUUUAAGUUUUAAAACUAGCAAUUUCUUUCAUUCUUUUUUGUUUUAGCAGUUCCACUUUUGUUGCUCUUUAAAAUAUGUAAAUGUGAGACAAGUUUAGAGCAUAAAAGAUUUCUUUCCUCAAUUUAGGAUUGGGUUGUCUUAGAGGCCAGGGAUAUAGCUCAGCAGCAUGCACAAGGUCCUGAGUUCGAUUCCUGACACCAAAAAUCGAUACUAUUAAAAAAACUUUAUUCAUACUAAUUGUGACUUUUUUGAAUAAUUGCAUCACUUUUGUGUAUUUAGAAAAUACUUUGACCUGCCGCUAUCCUUAAAGAAUUAUUUAAUCAGAUUUAAUUAGUUUUUAAUGUCAUUCAUCCCACAAGGUAUUUAUUGAAUAACCAUGUUCCUUACUGUUUUUUGGCAAAGAAUUCAUCAGUGGACAAAAACAACUCCUGUCCUUCCAGACCUUACAUUCUAGGAAGAGACAUCAAACAAAUAUAAAAAUAAAUAUCUAGUAAAGUAUCAAUUUGUGACAAAUGUUAAGAAAAAUUAAAGAGGCCAGAGAGUAAUUGUAAACAAACAUUGAAAAAUUACAUUUUUUUUCAGUUUGAAACCCACAUAUUCUUUGGUUUGCCCUUUAAAAUUUUCUUUUGACUGUUUCUGUUGUUGGUGAAUAGUUUUAAAAGAGAUUAAGAAUUCAUCAUAAAUAUUUUGUACAGUGAUCUAAAAAUUUAGCUCCAACUAGUAAAUUUAGCAUUUAUAAACAUAGAGCAUCUAUAGAGGAAUAAUCACUACUUCUGCAUUUGUGAAAUCUGUAAUUCUGGAGUGGUUUCUUCUUGCACCUGCCCCUGGGGAACCUGUUGAUACAGUACCAACUUACAGAUUAUUACUCAGCUGUACAAGUUUUAUGUGUAGGCAUUUUCUUACAUCUUCCUUUCUAAGUCAGUUGAAGUCUUGUAUUUGUGCCAAGUGAAACAAAUCUCAUACUAAUAAGAAACUAUAAAUAAAUAGUAGGAGCGUGAGUCAGAGCUAGCAUAAUCACCCUUAUUUUUUGUAUAUACAUCACUGGUGCUCCCCAAUAUGUUCACUUUGCACAAACAUAUAGUACUGCAUAACUACUGUCCUACAGACAAACUGUAGUUAUUUAAGUGAUAUUUUUCAGAUCUAAGGUACUGUAAAGAAUUGUGGCAUACUGCUAGACUGAAAAGUAAAAUGUGAAACUCAGUAUGCUGUUGAUGAAGGAAGGAAGGAUUUCUUGCUUUUCCUAUAGAAAGCCCCAAAAAGUUUAGUUCAAAACACUGCUGUUAGAUUUCUAAAAAUGGAUUUUUAUAUGAUACAGCAUAAUCUAGCAAUUUUUCAGGAAAAUAACGAAGAAAAAGCUAGACAUGGUAGCAUAAGCAUAUAAUCUUAGCGUUUUGGAAGGGUAAGACAAGAGAAUUGUGAGUUCAAACCGAGCCUAGGUAAUUUAGUGAGACUCUCUCUAAAAGAAAAACAAGGGACUGAGGUUGUAGCUCAUUGCAAAGGUCCUGGUUCAAUUUACAACAUUGGAAACAACAAAACCAAAAAAAACAUUGCUUGAAAGCCCCAUCUUCUCCUAGGUGGUGCCCUGUCUGAUAAAAUUAUAUCCUGUUUUGCUUCAUUACUUAUUUAGUAAAUUUUCAUUUAACACUCCCUCUUACCAGAGAAUGUAUUAAAACAAAUAAGGUAAAAUCUUUGUUCUCAAGGAAUUUAUAGUAGCAGAGAAAAAUGAACUUGUAAAUUCAAAAUUACAAUACUGUGAUAGGAACUAUAAAAAAGAUAUAAUGCAGAAUAUUGUGAGAUUGCAUAUAAAACUACUACUGUUUAUGAAGUAUUUACUGUCCUAGCUGUUUUAUAUAAAUUAUUUCAUUUAAUCCUUUCAGCAGUUUUAUGAGGUACUUAACUGUGUGCUAGGAACAUUAACUUCAUCAAGGAAGAGGGAGAAGAUUUAUCGGGAAGGUUUUUCAGAAAACAGUUCUUGAGUUGAUUACAGAAGGAUGAGUGUGGUAAGAGUGGGAGGAAGAUGAGGCAGUCUAGCUUUUCACACAGAAAAACACUUGUGCAAAUUCAUGGGACUCCAAAGAUCGCUGUUGUUGCAAUGCAGGGGAGGUCCUGGGAAAUGAAGCACAAAAGAUACAGAUCAUGAAGGAACUUGUAGGCCAUGCUGAAGGAACUUGUAGGCCAUGCUGAAGGAACUUGUAGGCCAUGCUGAAGGAAUUUGAAUCUUAUACUGUAGAAGAUAGAAAUAUGAUCAGACUUGCAUUUCCAGAGGAAAAUGUGUAAGUGUUUGUACAAGGUGUUUAGAGGAGUGUUUUUACUUUUAAAAGUUGGGUUGUUUGUUUGUUUAUUUUUUUCAUUCCUGGGGUUUGAACUUCGGGCCUUGUACGUGCUAGGUAAGCACUCUAUCCCUGAGACAUCCCCAGACUUUUUUUACUAUUAUUUUGAGAUUGGGUCUUACUAAGUUGUCCAGUUUGGCCUUGUGUUAGCCUCCUGUACAGGUGAGAUUCCAGGGUAAUCAUAGCUGGCAGGAAUAUUCCUCUUAAAUCUACCAGUGGUGACUUGUUUAUUAAGCACACACACAGUAAAAACAAAACUAAACUCUAGAAACAUUUUUAUACUUCUAGUUUUGUAACUAUAAAAAUAAUUUAUACAAACAAUUAUAUAAAUUAAGCAUAAAUAAAAUAAUAAAGAUAAAACAUACCUUUUAAUUUGUUUAACAUGUUAUACUUUUCUGAAAUAGUUAUUACAAAUGAAGAUAAUACUAUUUUGGUACAGCUUCUUCAAAUUUUUAAACACUGCAUACUGUCAAGGAUUCAGGGAUAACUUAAUUCUCCAUCUGGUUUUGACUGCUUAAAAUACUUAAAACAAAAACAAAAAGAUGUAACCACUUUGUUCCAUGUGAUUACCAGUUGUUUUGAGGAAAAAGAAAAGGAUACUCAUACCUGAUAGGCUCCUUUCUCUCAUAAUCAUUAAAGAAGUGUUCUUUGUGUUCUCAUAGUCAUGAAAAAAAAAAAACAACUGUUGUUUAUGAAGUUGCAUGACAGUUAUAAUAUGACCCAAAUGUCCUGUUAUAUCAGUUACUUUUAUAAUCAAAAUCUGAAUACACAUAAAAGUUAGGAAACUACUAGAUUCCAAUUUGAGAAGUACAGAACUGAGGAUUCAUUGUUUAUUUAGUUCAAGAAUUUUGUAACAAGAAAGUCAUCAUUGCCAUGGGUAGACAGUCCUUAGCCAAUCCUCUUAAAACAAGGAUCUAGAACCCAGAUAUCAGUAAUUUUUGUUGAAAUCAGUGAUCUUAAGGACCCUCUAGAGAAAUCGUUUUCAAAGUAGACCAAUCUGAUCAUUUGUAAGCUAAAUUGAUGUGAACUAGAUGAAUACAUGGCUUUUGUCUCUGUGUCAUAAGGCUACUAGCAGAAGGCAUUCUGCUGCCAAAUGCACUUUUCAGCCAAGGUAGCCAGUAAACUUUGUGCUUCCUUCACGUGUGCCCUUUGUGAUAUAGCAUCUAAAUACUGGAGAAAUGCAAGACAUUUUUAAAAGCUUGCUUAUAUUCAACUGUAUUUAAAUUACUCAUCACUGCUAAAUAUCAAGGUAGUGAAUAAGCAAAUUAUUUCGUAGUUAGUUUGUAUAUAACUCACAGUUCUCCAUUUCAGAACAUGUGGGGAGGUUUUGGAAUGCUGAUGUCUAUGUUAGUGUAGUAGUGAUUAUCAUGUAGUGAGCAUUUUCUGCAUUGAAGGCACAGCAGUACGUUGUUAUAUGUGUUAACCAAGCUAUUAAUUCUCAAACAACCUUUAUGAGAUAGCCAUUUUUAUAAUGCUUGUUUGGUAAAAAAGGAAAAUGAAGUAAAGAGACAUUAAACAACUUAGCCAGGGUCACACAGCUACUAAAAUAGCAAAGUCAGGAUUUCAGUUUGUCAGGCUAACUUUGUAGCCUUAACCCGAGAUACAUUGCCACUCCUCAUCACUACAUAUUAGAUCUGAGCUCUAGAGAAUUCAAGUGGCAAACUGCAGUUGACAAAAAGACCCUGCAGUGACUACUUCUACAUUUUUUUCUCUGCUCUUACUUGCAGCAGUCUAGGAUAAAGAAUGAAGGAAGGGAAGCACUGUAUUUGUCAAACCUAGAAAUUGGCUCUGGCAGUUUUCUAAGUUACUACAUUGUAAAACUAAGCAUUUUAUGAUUCUCGCCAGAGGGUAUUUCUAAGUGGUAUAUGAAUCCAUUGGGUUAGGUAAUUUAAAGUCCAUUGCAAUCCAGAGAUGAUGAAUUCUGUAAAUAUAAGGAAAUAAUACCACCCAUCAAAGCCUUAAAAUGAUCUAGAUUAAAACCAUCGAUUGUAUUUUCCCUAACUUUUAUAAAGAAAUCAGUGCAGAAUUGUAUUUUGAAGAAUUAAAUCCCAGUCUAUAGCUCAAGCUCCUAUUAUAUGUAAUAGUUGACACACAGCGUUAGAAUAGUUCUAUAAAUAGAAUUCACACAUAAGGCAAAGAAUUUCUUCUUCACAAGGAGUAAUUUCAGAAGUGCAGAUCUAUAAAGGAUAAAUCUGACCUAUAGGAUUUAUAAAUGCCGUACAGCUACAGGCAUUCCUAAAAGCAAGGUGGUGUGUCAGUUAACUGGCACUGGUACAUAAGGAACACUGUUGGCUGAGGGCAAGGAGAAGCUGACCCGCACAGCAUCACAUUCUGCACAGCUGUCCCAGGCAUCUUCCACCUGUUAGUGCUCAGUAUUAAUUUCAUGCAUCAAAUCAAGGCAUCAAACUGCAUUACAAGCUUUUUAAAAACCAACUGCUGCUUGCUGAUAGUUGAUAGGAAGGAAAAAUGAGCUGUUAUUUUCCUAUCAUCCAUUAUUCAUGUUAAGGACAGGAAAAAUAUUAUAAAUAAAUAAAAUCUUUCAUCAUACUGGAAGAGAGGACAGCUGAAUCCCCUAAAGGAUUUUCUAUUCUGUCAUCAGACAGCUAAAGAAAACAAUUCUAUAUAAAUGGCUAGAUUAGUCAGUGCUAUAACGUAAGCAGAAAGAAACCCAGUUCUCUAAGAGAGCAAUAAGAAAUAUUUAUAUUUUUAAAAUAGGAUAACCAUUUUUAAACCAUAUACACCAUUGAGGAUGUUAUGGCUAUCAAAAUUUUCCAUUAUAAUUUUAAUUACUGAAGUUAUGAAGAAAAUCAAGAGAUGGGAAAAUCAUGGUCAUGUUUUGAAUUAUUUUCUUUCUGUGUCUUCUAGCCCUAGCUAAGUUCCCUGAGGUUAAAUGUAAACAUGUGUGUCUAAAAACCAUGUGUUCAGUAUCUAAAUCACCUCUUGUGGAAGGUUUCCCUUAAAAAAAAGAAAGUUAUAGAGUAUUGAAUUCUAACUUUUUUUAAAUCUCUACAUACAAACCAUAUUAGGUACUAUUAAUUUAACUUUCUCAAAUUCACUUUAUGCUUUUCAGCCUCAUUACCACUUCAUUAAGUGAGGGUAGUUUUAUUACUUGGACUGUGGAAGUCAUUUUUCUCUAGUCUCUUUUUCAAACAAACCUCUACCUGUCAUAUUUUCUAAGUGUAUUUUCCCCUGCUUAAAUUACUUGAUUGUCAUUUAUUAAAGUUUCUUUAAGCAUGGCAAGUAGGGACUGGCCUACUUGGGCUUGGACUUCUCUUGCCUCAUUUCCUAGCACUUUCCUGUGUACUUGGGAUCCAUUAUCCCAGUAGUUCCCCAGAACUUCAUCUACAUGAACAAUAAUCCACACUUAUUCUUAGCUUCACUUUCCAUAAUUUCAGUUAUCUGAGAUUAAUCACAGCCUGAAAAGAUUCAGUGGAAAAGCCCAGAAAUAAAUGAUUUAUAAGUUGUAAAUUUAAAAAGUUGUUUAUAAGUUGUAAACAUGAUUCUGAAAGCAUAAUGAAGUUUCAUGCUGUCCCACUAUAACUGUGCUGUACUUAACUAUAUUACCUACCUGUUAGUCACAGAGUAGCUGUCUGAGUUGCUGGGUCAACUGCGUUUGUGUCACAGUACUUGUAUUUCAGUAACCCUUUGCGGUCACUUAACUGUCAUCACAAGGCCUGUCAAUCACUUCCCUUCAUCUACAUCACAUCAUCUCAUGUAGGCAUUACAUCAUCUCUUAUUAUCACAGCAGGAUGAGUACAAUACAGUGAGAUAUUUUGAGAGAGAUCAAGUUCCCUUAACUUUAUUGUUACAGUUUAUUAUAAUUGUUCAAUAAGACCUUAUCAUAGGUAUGUAUAUAUGUGUAGGAAAAAAUAGAGUCUAUAUAAAGUUCAGUACCUCUGUAGCUUCAGGCAUCUUUUGAAGAAUAUCUUCUUGGAAUACGUCUCCCAAGGAUGAAGUGGGACUACAUACAUAUCCUGAUUCCUUCCUACAGACAUAAAAGUCCCUCCACUGCAUACAUCUUUAUCACACUCUUGCCAGAUUUGAAGCAAGUUGAACACAGAAACCAUCUUUGAAUUUCUUGCUCCUAAUUAUGCUGAACACAGUUCACUUGACCACAAUUUGCUAUGGUUAGUGUAGGUAUCUUAAAACAGCAAAUGUGUCGUUGAAGUUAUGAUGUAUCUUCCAGAUCCCCCUUCAAGACCAAAGGAUUAUUUCUAACAUGUGAAAGUCCAGCUGCCAGACUACUCUUUUCAGGAACUGACUUGUCUCCAACUCUGAGUAACAGUUCCUCACUGGGUCGACUGAGGCCUUAAAAUUAAAGUCAGCUUCCCUUUGCUGUCACUUCCUUUCCACAGGAGUUUUUUCUCGAGUCCCUAAUAAAUUCCAUGUGGCUUAGAUAGGAACGCAACCUGUAACAUUUUGCUUUAUUGAUACUCUCAAAUUCUGUAUUCAUGUGAAGUUAUAGUUAGCCAACAUCAUUUCAUCAGACAUAUUCAAUGAGCACUAUCUCAUACCAGGCAUUAUGAUAGAUAUUUUGAAGCAGAUUAAGAUUUAGCUUUUGCCUUGGAGGAGUUUAUAGUCUGAGGUGACAACUGCAUAUGAAAUUAGUUACACUGUAACAUAUUUAGAAUGAUCUCUUUAAUUAACUUUAAUAAUUACAAGUCAAAGUCAUGGACUUUGUGGUAUUUUGUAGACCAAAAGAAAACUGUUUCAGGGAAAGAAGGAAUACAAGUAAGCAGUCUGAAAUUAAGAUGAUUACAGAAGUUGUCUUUAUAAUUCCAAAAACCUUUAGGAGAAAGGAUUUUAAAAACUUUUUAUUUUGAAAUAAUUGUGGUUUCAAGCUUAAAGAAAAGCCGUAAGACUAAUACUAAACUCCCGUACAUCCUUUAUCAUUUGCUGUCGGUCUUUACACGUGGACAUACACACAGUUGUCUGUACCAUGUGAAAACAGACGAAAUGCAUUCUCUCCUCAUUUAAUACAGCAGUAUUUAUCUCCUAAAAAUAAAGAUAUUUGGAACUACGGUGCCAUUAUCAGAUUGAGGAAAUAUGACCUUGAUACUUCAAUCUAAUACCUGAUUCAAAUUUGUUAAUUAUCCCCCCAAAGGUGAGCGUUUUUGUUGUUUGGGGCUGGAGAUUGAACUGAGAGCCUCAUUCAUGUACUUUUUCAUUGUACACUUUCAACUCAUAAAGAUGAGUUUUAAGAACCAUUUAACAAUAUUUGUAAUUUAAAAAUCAUAAGCUAUAGAAAAUCAUAGAAGUUUGUGGUGAUUGAAGAACUGCCUCUGAGUUAAGGAGAAAGCAUGUAAGAUUACCUAUAGAGAUGGGACUUAGGUCUCCCCAGAAGAAAGUCUUAUUACUGGACAACUCAUUUGUGAAGUACGUUUCCCAAGAGAUUAUUUGUUCUGUAUGCAGAGAUUUCAGAUUUAUUUGAGCUUCAUGGAAGUAGACCAAUUUACAGCAAAGGGCCUAACAGCAUUCCUGGGAAAUGCCAUUUUUGUUUGGGGUUUCCCCCAGUAAAUACAUAUAGGAGUGAUGAUUCUGGGAAACAUGUCUUGCUGGGUCUCACUAACUUGUGGUUCCACAGUAACUUGGUGGGCAAGGACACCCAACCACCUGCCGAAGACUCCCACAGGGGACUGGUUGGCUGUGGGCGGCUGGAGCUCCGCCCCCCACGUCACUUCCUGUGGGUCUGUUGGGAGUUGGUGGCGGUAGCCAUGGCUUAAGUCCAGCCUGCAAAAGAGAGCCCCAGGUCGUACUUACCCUAACUUCGACGCCUUUGGAAGCAUGGCUUCCUCUCUGAAGCUAGAGCAGGACAUGCAAGGCAAAGUGGAUUCGUUUCGGGCUCGUAUCGCCCAGGAGGCCGAGGAUCUGGUAUCCAUCUUCUUUCCUCAAAAGCUGUCCGAGCUGGAUAGCCAGGUCCAGGAGCUCUGGCUACAGGAUCUGUCUCGAAUCCGUUCAGUGCCAGCCCCAGAGCCCCAGGCCACCCCAGACACCGCAGGAGAUGGGCCCAACCGGGAUCCGCUGCCUCUCCAGCCUCAGGCCUCAGGCAAAGUACCUGCACUGCCCAGCAAAGAGGGAUACCUGCUUCGGAGCAAUCAGCAUCUCGUGGAGUUGAUUGAGCGGGUCAAGCCUGAGAUUGAGCUGUUGAGAGAGAAGUGCAACACGGUGCGCAUGUGGGUCCAGCUGCUCAUCCCAAAGGUGGAGGACGGCAAUAACUUUGGAGUGUCUAUCCAGGAGGACACCGUAGACCAGCUGUGGACUGUGGAGAGCACUGCCACCUCCUAUCUACGCCGCUUCUCCACCUACUAUAACACCCGGGCCAAGUUGGUGUCCAAGUUAGUGAAGUACCCUCAAGUGGAAGAUUAUCUCCGCACCAUAGCGGAGGUCGACGAAAAUGAGUACCUGAGUGUGCGCCAGAUCUUAGUGCACGUCCGGAACCAGUAUGCUACCUUGCAUGAUGUCAUCCUCAAGAACAUGGAGAAGAUCAAGACCCCGCGGAGCACCAACACUGACAACCUGUACUGAGGACCUGCCACCCACUUUACUCUGGGCGUUGGCUGAGCCGUGUAGACAGCAGGAUGGUUAAUAAUGUUAAUAAUGACUCUGCAGAUGGCGAAAGGACUGGAAAAUGUGUGUUACUUUUUAGUUACAAUUUCAUGGAGCUUACACAUGCUAAAUCCUCUUUUAGUAUAAAUUUUGAUUUUUCCUUUCAGGGGACAAUGGAGAGAAACUGUCUGAUAGAACGUAGUAAGAUUAGCCAAAUAGAAAGGACUGCCAUUUUAAAAAGCAGCUUUGUAAGUAAACAUUGGUCCAAGUUUCCUUAUUACAUUGAUGACAUUGAAUAGUUCCAAGAGAUUACUUAAAAGCCAGUUUAUAGAAAAUUAAAUGAAGCUCUUCCUUAUGUUCUGCUAAAUGUUACUUGUUCAAAACUCGUAUGUUCCUUUUACAUUAUCAUUGGCUUUUUUUUGCAAAGAAAGGAGUUUAAAGGUAUGUGUUUGUCAUUGUAUGACUAGCAGAUUGAAAUAAAAUGUAAUUUUAAAAUUCUAAUGGCCUACUGUGCGUAACUGAACUUUAAUUUUCAGAAAUAUGGGGUUUCCCUCCUCUUCCUUGCUAGUUUUCAACGGAUGAGAAUCGAUUUUAAUUUUUCUAGAAAAAUGGGUUUCUGCUUUCUUAGAAGGAAACAAAAUCUGAAAAAUGACUUCCUUACAUAAACUUCUACCAUUUCAGCGUCUCUCAGCUUCCUUUUCUCACAGUUUAGAAUUUCUUCAUAUCCACUUUCUCACAAGUCCAUAAUAAAUCCUUCAAGCUUUAUGUCACAUUUACUUUUUUUCUCCCGUAGUUGAUUUUCAUGUCUCUUCUCCUUUUGUCUCUUAAGCUGUUUCUUACAGGCUGCCAUUAGAAUUUCCCUUUUCCAUCAUCUGAGUCAUUCUCUAAAGAUUCUAAAAUGCAACUGGUUCAUCUCCUCUCUCAUCUUCUCUCUGCCUUGUUGAGGAAAAAUCCUUUUUUAGUAUUUUUGUCUUGUCUUGCUGUGUAGUUCAAACUGGCCUUGAGCUCACUCUGUAGUAGUUUAUCAUUUCCAGAUUUCAUUUUCAGGUAAGGUAAAUUAUUGCACUGUGAGUCACCUCAUGCACCACGGAGAGUAGUAGCUUAUGUGGAUGUGAUGAAUAAACACUUGUUCAAAAAUACUUUUUAUUCAGAAUUUCGUUUCUGAUGGCAAAGGCACAUUAGCCAAAUGUAUUUCUUCAAAACAUCUUUGUCUCAGCAUAAUUUGAGGAUAUUCGUCACUCAGCAUUAUCUGUGGACACUAUAUAAAUUUUAUAAAAGGGUAGGAAUUAUUUUUGAUGCCCUAUUAUAUGUAGCCACGAUUAUUUCUGAGCACAAUUGACAAUUCUUUUCCCAUUUAGCUAACUGGACCAUGCCCUGAGUUCUUAUGAUAUUUUAAAUUUAGCAUUAUAAAGUAUAUCCAUAAUCUUUUAAAUAUAUUUAUUAUUUGCAUGCAAUAAAUUAUUUCUUGUUCCAAUUUUAGUAUAUGUACUGCCAAAGCAAGCACAUUAGUUGUCAAAUGAAUUUUUUGUAGGAAAAUUAUGAAGGAUUACAUUAUUAUUUUUUUUGUAUGUGUAAGACAUGAGAAUGUAUUUCCUAUGGAGAUUUCUUUCCCACAUAAAGAUCUUGAAAGUAGGUUGCAUAUAAACUGUUUGUAAUCCCAGGCUUUUUUUUUUUUUUUUUUUUUUUUUUUUUGCUAAGAAAAUAUGCAAGUCUUUUGUAGUUAAAGAUUUUUGACAUUUGCAUUUUGUUCUUUGUUCUAACACUAUAUCACUAAAUUGUUGGUGGAAUCUUUUUAUACAGUACCUACUUUUGCAGCAAUUCCUUUGUGAUUUUCCCCUUUAUUGCAAAUGGUUGGAAAAACUUUUAUAGUAAUAAACUUACUUUAGGAACUAUGUUAAACUUGGUAUUCAGUAUGAAUCAUUUGUCUGCUAUUAAUACCAGAGAAGUAAAGCCCCAUUUUGUCCCUGUUGAAAAGACAGAGAGACAGGCAGACAGACAAAAUAUGAAUAUUUCUAGUCUACCAAAAAAUAUAUACACAAUUCUGGAAAGGAAAACAUUGUAUAACUAUUUUAAUACUAAAUUGAUUGACAUAUCAUGAAAUUAAUGCAGGUUGUCACUUUGGUCAUUAAGAUUGCUACCCAUGCAUUUUCAGUUUCUUCUCUUAGGUGCCAGCAGAGUAGAGGGUUUUCUGUGAUACACCACAUCCUUUAGCAUCCCCCAUAUGAAACUAACACUUUCUGCUGUAAAAACAUCAUACUAUUUUGCUUUUCCUGAAGUGUAUAUACAUUUUUUAAAAGAAGUAUUAAAGACUCAUUUUGGAAUUAAAUGAUUUUAGUGUUAAAUUCUUUCUGUAAUUCAUAAACACUGCUAAUAUUUGAUUGGAAACUUCAAGGUUAAUAGUUCUGAAUUUUUCAAAAUCAGUAAAAUACUUUUCUAUACUUGGUCGUAGCCAACAGACUAAAAAAUGAUGAAAUAGCUUUCUUAAAUCAUAUCCAUAAUGUUUAAGUUCUUAGAUUUUUAAACUUAGAAUUUUAAAAAAAAAUUGGUUGUUUAUAAACUAUUUCUUGAUUUUCAGGGGCAACUUUUUUUGGUAGUUUCUAAUAACUUAUCAUACUGUAUUUUCAUGAAAUUCUAAUUACAUGAUUUGAGCCACCAAUAGAUAAAUAUAUUUGACCAAUUAAAAUAAAAAAUUUUUGGAAAGGAUAGCCUCACUGCUCAGAAAUUGCAAAUGGGGAAAAAAUCGUAGCUCACUAGUCUAAUAAAAUUAUUGAAACAUCCAGGUUGUGGUGGUGCACACCUGUAAUCUCAGGACUCACAAGGCUGAGGCAGGAGGAUAGUUGCAAGUUUGAGACCAUCCUGGGCUACAAAGUGAGCUCAAGGCUGGCCUAAACUGUAUAGUGAGACUCUGUCUCAAAGACAACAAUUUUUAUUUUAUUUUAAAUUUACUUAAUAAAUUCAUAUAUUUAAUUUAUUUUAAAGAUGCAUAUGUAUUUGUGUAUUAUAAUAAGAUAAUAUAUGCACUUUUUGCAUAACAUAUACAUAAGUAUAUCUAAUCUGCUUUAAUAUUAUACAUUUAUUUACUAUCUCUAGAUCCAGAUACGUCCCCAUUCAUUUUGUCUUCUAAAGAUUCUUAAAUCUCUCUUUCCUAAUUUUGAGAAUACUUGUCUAAAACUAAUAUUUGUUUUUGUUAGAAUGAGAAAUUAGAGACACAGUAACAAGAAGAGCAUGUGAACAGAACACUAUGAGAAUGUCUAAAUAAUUAUAUAAAAUUUCACUCUUUAGUUUUUUUCUUCUGUUCUGGGAAUCAAACUCAGGACCUCCCACAGUUAGGCAAGGGUCUACCCCUGAGCUCACACCCCCAGGGCUAUUCUGCUUUUAAUAUAAGUGUAAUUGUUUCAUAAUUUAACGCUUUAUCCUCUCCUCUUCCUCAGUAAAGUGUUUAAUUUAUCUAUAAAGCAUGUCCAACAGGACAAGAGUGUAGUUCAUGAGGAGAGUACUUACCUAGCACACUUGAGGCCCUAGGUUUGGUCCCUGGUGCCAGGACAGCUAGGAAGAAUGAAGGAAUGAAGAGAGAGAAGGCGGGAGGGAGAAGGAAGGGGAGGGAAGGGAAGGGAGCGAUCACAUUAUCUCAGACUCAUCCCAUGCGUUGUUUCUGCAUCUGUGGUUUGUUAUGAGUAGGAGAGACUCCUGGUUUCUAUAAACAUUUAGACAUUUCUGAAAAUGCUGUUUUACAUUAUAAGGAAUUAAAAAUAAUUUUAGUGGCACUGCACAGUAGCCACGACUGUAAUUGCAGCCACUUACACUUAGGUGGCUGAGGCAAGAGGAUUGCACACCCAAGGCCAGCCUGGGAAACUUACCCAGACCUGUCUAAAAAUUUAAAAGUUUUUGGAGUGUGAUUCAGGGACAUUGUGCUUACCUAGCAUGUGUGAAGCCUUGGCUUCAAGCCCCAGUACCAUGUAAACACAACUACUGAUCUUUUUGAAAACACAAAGGGCCUAGUGAGUUACAGAAACUUGUUGGACUCUUUUAUUUUUUUAAACAUGAGAACAGUAUAUGAUUAACACAUAUAAAUAAUUGCCCACCUUGAACAGAAAUUACCUGUGGGAAGCAGGUUUUAUAGAAGUUUCAUUUGUCCUCCUCCCCGGCUUGCCUUCAUCUCACAGCGCCCUCCUGCUCUGGGAUCACAGAUAGCCAUCACCACACUCAGCUCUUUACUUGUCUUUUCAUCAACAGUUGCGCUCUCUUCUAGAUAAUUAUAUGUUUUUUUCUUUGUUUUCUUUAUUUUGAUGAGUCUUUGGGUUCCUAAAUGUCAGUAGCAGAACUUUAUCAGUGAAGCUUAGUGUUCCAGUCAUUUAAAUUUAAAAUAUUUCCCUACUGGGCAGAGUUGAACAAGUUCUUUCACAUAGAGAAUGUCAAGUGUUAUUUUUACUUACUGGUAAAAAAUUUUCUGAAACUGCUGAACAGGAAUUGAAUCGGCUUUAAGGAGAAUUAGAUUUCUUUUACAAUUUGGCCAUUCAUUUCAGCUUUAUUGUUGAAUUUUUUUUUUUUACAAAGUUUUUCAACAGUACAUUGAAAAUAAUAUUUGCUUUAAAUAAUCCUACUUUUGAAGUGUAAAGCAUUUUGAAAUUCUUGAAUAAUAUAUAUAGUUUUCUCAUUAAAUUUUUGAGACUUAGAGGUAUAGUUCCAAUCCCCUUACUUUACAGGUGGAGGAAUUUAGGCCCAGAAAGUUACAGAACAUCAUACAACUUAAUUGUCCCAAAGCAAAGUCUAGAAAUCAAAUUGUCAAAUCUAUUAUAGGGUAGUGAGUAGUGCUGUUUUAACUGCACUCUCCUACCUUCGUACUAUCAAUAAAUGAAAUUAUAUUUAAAAACCUUUACAAAUAUAUAGACCAUCUAGGCAUGGUUUUUAAAUUAUAUUUAAAAACCUUUACAAAUAUAUAGACCACACGCCUAUAAAUGCAACAGUAAGAAGGCUGAGGCAGGAGGAUCACCACAAGUUUGAGGCCAGAGAAUUCAAGACCAGCUUGAACUACAUAGCAAAAUUCUAUCUCCGAAAACCAAAAGGAGGUGGGGGCCAAGCCCAUAAAUUUCAAUAGAUUAAUAUAACAUCCUCUCCAAGUAGUGCAUUUUAUUUUGAGCAGUUGAUGUGCAUCUGUGCCAGAAUGGAAUGUAUUUUUAUUUUGGUGAACAUUAUAUUUUAAAAAGUGAGGUUCAGAGUUUUAAUUCCCUGUUCAAAAAAAAAGUAACACAUAAGUUUAUAUUUUAAAUAUGACUUUAUUUGUUCAUAAAAAUUGCUGCCUACUAAAACAAAGCCCAGAAACUUCAGUACACCCCAGCUUCACAUCUAUCUAGAGAGGAAUUUUUCUGCAUCAUCAGUAAUGCCCUUUGUAUUGGUGUUAGACGGUGCUAUUAGAGCAAUUGGAUGGGCCAGGAAAGCUCUAGUACAAAAACCUAUUUAUUUCACUUCUGCUAUGUGGGCUUAAAAUAUUCUAUGACCCCCAGCCCCUUUUCUACCAUAAAACUGCUAAGUGGAUUUCUCAUGGUUCUUGCUUCUAAACAGUCACAGAGUAAAGAGCGAAAGCUGAGGGGCCAUAGUUUUUCUUAGGAAGGAAGCUGAAAGGGCCAUUUCCCAAAAGAAGUUUAUUCUCUAAAAUUGUAGUUAAUACAGCAGCCAAUGGACUUGAAAUAUGACUAGCCCUAAUUUAAAUGUGCUGUAAGUAUAAAGUACAAUGCACAGCAGUCGUUAUGUUGACUACAUGUUGAAUAAUAAUAUUUUGGGCAUAAGGGUUAAAGUAAUUACUAAAAUCAGUUUCACCCAUUUCUUUUUACUUUUGUUGUAUGCACUUAAGUUUUAGAGUUACAUCUCUGGCUUCCAUUUAUGGCUCACAAAUUAUUUCUACUAAACAAACAAUAUUCUAAAACUAAGAUUGCUGAGCAGAGCCAAAGCCUCUUAUAAUGGUAUUUUGGAGACAUGGUACACUAUUAAAUGUAGAUUUUUUUUUUUUUUUCUUGAGACAGGGUCUCACUAUCCUUGAACUCACUGAAAACAUCAUGUAGCUGAGGCCGGCCGCAAAUUCACAGCAGUCUUCCUGAUUCAGCCUCCCAAGUGCUAGGGUUACAGAUGUGAACCUCCAUGCCCAGUGUCAUCCAGUUCCUAAUCUACAAUUCUGUAAAAGCCACUCAGAGAGGCUUAAUUUUGUGGACCAAGGUCAAAGUCUAAAUUAUCUUUGGAACGGAAAAUGCCUGGAGGAAUAGAGGGCCAAACCUGCCCCUUAGCAUACCUAUCAGGCUGUUCUCAAAGAAAUGCUGUGGUUCCACUGAGUUCUGUUGUUUCACUUUAUUACAACUCAGCAUGUCCAUAUGAGUGUAGCUGUACUGAAGGGUAUGUAACAAUGCUGAUGGACAUCUACAAAGCUGACUCAGAAUAGAGGCUGAUUAAGUUUUUACACGAUUUCCCAGCUUUAAUUUUCUUUUCAUAUCACAGUAUGGUGACUAUUUUAAGACACUCCAGACAGUUCUCCUGUAAUGUUUUCUGUGAUUUCAAUAUUCACCCAGUACCAGCUGCAGGUUAUUGCAAACAUCUGUACUGAUCCUUAUGCUGUAAUAGCCCAGUUAAAAACAACUCUGUUACCCUGUUAGCAACCUGAGUAAUUCUGUACUGUUUUUCUAACCAAGGGUUAGGUAGAAAUAAGUCUGUUAAAGAGUAAAGAAUCUGGAACUCGCUUUUCUAAACAGAUUCUUUGUACUCAUGAACAUACUGCUUUAGUUGCCCUUCCAGAUUUCUAUAUGUAAGAAGUUAGUUUCUUAAAUCCUUAAAAAUUAGUUUGUUUAGCACUUAGGCACUCCUUUAAGUUUAUUAAACCUUACAAGUAAAUCUAUAUUUAUAUUUAUUAUAUUUGUCUAUACAAAACAUUUUGAGUAAACAUUAUUUUAUGUAUUUUAAAUAGUUAAAUAGAUGAAGCACAGUGAACUCAACACUCCAGUAUUUAAUUCCUCUACUCCUUGUACAUUGAUGAAACUUUUCUCUGCUAUUUUUCUAUAUUUUAUGCAUAAAGAACAGCCACAGAAUUUUUUAAUCCAUUACUUACAUAUUCUACAGCUUAUUCCAGUACUACUGUUAUUUAGAACUGAAGAAACUUGACAGACUGUAUUGUUAUCUUUGAGGAGUUGUACACAAAUUUUACUUAUAAAUAACAACACGAAAAGGCAUCUCUUAGAAAACCAUUUUUAUGAACUUGUUGCAUUAGAGGUCAGUAUUUUCAAUAAGAAGCUGAUACAUCAUACAUAAUGUUUUGCAUUUAAACUCUUUUCCGCUUUGUUUUGUUUGUUUGUUUGUUUUUUGUAUCAGGGAUCAAACUCACAACCUUGCACUUACGCUACUAAGCUAAAUCCCAGCCCCUAAACUCUCUCUCAUUGUAUUGAUAGAACUCUAAAGACCAGCUAGUGUCAUGUGUCUAUAUUUAGAGACACAUGAACUUAAGCAUUAGCUAAAGCAUGUAAGACAUGUUCAGUGUGUAUCCCAGACUAGCCUCUAAGUCACAGGGAUCCUCUUGCCUCCCCAGUGCUGAGAAUAUAGACAUGUGUGACCAUGCGUGGCUUCGAGACAUGCUCAUUGCAUAAAAGUUUGGGGGAAAAAACUAUCAUUAGCUAUAGAAGAAAAAUUUAGUUGUUGAGAUUUGAAACAGAAAAUUAAAGAAUGACAUUGUAAGCUGAAAAAUAAAAACUUUUAAAUAAAAGCAAAAGCUACAGAAGCUGUCAUAGAAAUAUUACGUUAUUCAUAUUCCUUUUAGUUUUCCCAUUUCUACCUUAGAAAGCAUUUAAAUUUAUUAUAAAAGGUUAAAUUUAAAGGUUCUGCAUAUAAAAUAAAUCUGAGGAUUUUAGUGUUAUUUUACAGUAAUGUUAUAUGUUUGACCUCUUAAAUUAAUUUGAACAUUUUAAACCUAUAUUUAUAUAAAAAGCUUAUUGAUGUUCCUUUUAAUGAAUUAAUGCCAGAAUGUAGUUACUCCUUUAAUUAUGUAGUUUAAUCUCUUUAAAACUUCACUAAGUUCUAGAUUAACUAAAUUUACUCUGAAAUAGUUUGGAAAUUUUAAGCUAUACUAUUCUUUCAGAUUAGUGGCUGAUUUAUUUUCUUAGAUAUGAUCUUGAUUUUUCAGGAUGCAGUAUUUUUUUAUUAAACCAUAAAAUGGUACUGUUUUAUUGGUUAAUAUAUUCUGAUGUUUUAUUUAUCUGUUUUGUUUGAAUGUAUAUAAAGCUCUUUCUGUACAUGUUCUUGUGUUCUGUUAUUAUUAAUACUCCUAUUAACCUAUGUCUAAAAGUACUUUUAAUGUACAAUCCUAACAUUAUUAUGAUAUUUUAUAAACCAUUAUGUCAUUCACUUGUACAUAUUUCUGUCCUGUUAACCAACAAACAUUAUUCUUACCGAUUAUAAAAUAGGUUGUAUUUGUCAUAUAUAUGAAAUAUUUUAUCAACUUAUGUGAAGCAAUUUUUAAAACUAGUUAAUAUUGAUACAUUCUUCAUUCUCAGCAUUUACUAACAGAACUUAAGUAUGUCUUAAGCUAUUGGUUUCAUAUUAAUAGUUUUUGAAAUAUUAAUGUAACAUUCUAUAAUAUAGUUGCACAUUAAUGUUAUAGUCUAUCAUUCAACAUUCUACAUUAGAGAGAUUUUUAUUUCUUAUCAAAGUUUUGUAUUCUCAGAGUUGUGAGAAGAUCAUACAGUGGUCAUUCUUGGAUCUUCUGUCCGUAGUGGUGUAUCAUAUAUUUAUGUUAUUUUUGUUAAUAUAGAAAAUUAUUUAAUUAAAAAUUUUAUUCAUAAAGAAGGCAUUUUCUAGGAGCCAUGAAAACAAUAGAUACAAAGAUUUAGAAGAAAUUUCCCACUAUUCCUAACUUACAAUAUACAAGAAUAAUUACUGAUAUAUAAGACCACAUAUCUUAUUGAUUUCUACCUGUUUUGAUUUUAACAUGUGAUUAUUAGGGUUGUUCACAUAAUUACAUUUUAGAGUCUAACUGAUAAAUUUGAAGUAAUUUUCAUUAUUGAUAUGAAGUUACUUUAGUUCACUUUGAUUUGCAAUCAUCUUUUGAUCUUACUUUUUUACAAUUGAUUACUUGUUUGUCAUUCAUAGAAAUUGUAGGCUCUACAGAUUACUUAUGAUGACACUUUUUUAUUGUUCUGAUCAUUUGUGACUUAAAGUGCUAAAAACACAGUGUACCUUUCUGACCAGAAGUACACAAAAAAAGAGAGCAGAAAUGCGUUAACAUAUAUUUCCUGAUAGAUAAUUAUGUUUAUUAAGUUGUUGGAUAUUGAUUUCCUUUUAUUUAGGGAUAUUCCAGAAAUCUACUUAGGUAGUGGGCAGAAUCCAUUACUCUCAGCAAUUUGAUCAAAUACCUUUCGUAAAUGAAUUUUACUUUUCAAUUUUACCAUCUCAGUGUCACUUGAUAAUUUUAGAAAUACUUUUUUUUUUAUUUGAAGGUUGUUGGAAUAUUGGAAUAAAAUUGUGCUUGAUACAGCUAGGUCUAAGUCAUUGCUGGAUUCAUUUUGGUAUUGGUUUUCCCGUCACAGGAAAAAAAAAAAAAAAAGACAUUCCAGACACAGGGAACCUCAUUGCAAAGUUAAGUGCAUGAAAGGAUGUGGUGUCAAAGACAGGAGGUAAUAAGAGUUUAUUAAAAUUCAGGAAGAAUUGUACAGGAUUGUAAGGUUGGUGAAGUUGCAACCAGAUUUGCAGUUUAUUGAAUGUCCUCAUUUCAGUACAUUCUAUAUUGAUAUGGUGUUUCAAUGUUACAUUGUAUUGGCUUAUGUUUAGAUAUACCCCCGAAAGCCUCAUGUGGUCACAGAUGGGGCUCUUUUGGAGGCGCCUGGAUCUAGAAUGUGUAACACUGGAAUUGAUUCAUGGUGCAAUGCUAGGAUUAAGGAUGCUAGAAGUAAGGGUGUGAGUGCUACCUGCUCUACGUAGUCUGGAUAAGAUAAAAGAGGCAGAAAGAUGCUCUCACGGUUGCUUGUUGUUUUAGCUACCUUCUGUCCACCAUGAACUAUUAUCCUCCUGCUUGUGCCAUCCUGCCUGGGAGCCAGCCAGCUAUGGACCGAAACAUCUGUAGACUGUGAGCUACAUAAGCGUUUCCUCCUUUAACUUUGAGUGUCAGGUAUUUUGUCUCAGUCAUAAGAAAAGUAACUAAAACAGAAUUUGGUACCAGAGUGUGGGGUUAUUGCUGUGACUAUUCCUGACUAUGUGGUUCAGGGGCCUUUGGGACUGGCUUGUAGGAAGAGGUUGUAAAGAUUCAAAGAUGCUUCCUGAAAGAAUAGAGCUGGGACACCUUAGCCUGUACUUGAUAGGAGAUUCUAUUCAGAGCUCAGAAGACCAGAAAGCUGAUUUUAAAAAUCUGUUGGUAAAGACUGGGCUUAGGAGCUUUCUCCUGGGAAGAAAGAUUGCACUGGUUAUUGGACUCCAGACUGUGUGUGUUCUAGCUUGGGUGAAAGUUUGUCUGCAUUGUACUUGUUCCAGAGACUUCACCUGAGACUAAAGUUAAGGGUAUUGGGCUAAUUAAUCUUGCAGAAGAAAUUUCAAGGCAUUCUAAUGUUGAAGUUGUAGCACGGCUACUGUUGGGGACUUUUAACCAGAUUUGUAUUGAGAAUCAAGAGCAAAGAGCCUGAAAGGAAGAUUUAAAAGAAGCUCUAGAAAAGUUGCGGCCUGCAAAGAUGGAACAGAGGAGAACCUGGUCACUGAAAAGUAUAGCAAGGAAAAAGCCAAGUUCAUAAGAAGAUAACAGAAAAGAUAGCCUGAAGAUAUCAGAAAAACCAGCAGGACUCAGGCCUUUGCAACCUCAAAAUCACUAAGGUGAAAGAAUUCGCUUUGAGAAGAGAGCCUUAGAGCACCGUAAUUCAGAAUAUUGGUGGCCUAGAAAGUUCAUUCCUCAGGAUUUGUCUCAGAGUACUCAGUGAUCCAGGCUCUCGACCCCUGCAACCAAGAGAGAGGAAAGCCUGACUACUACGUUAGCUGGCAUCAUCUAUGUGUUGCUGGUUUUAGUUCAUAUAGAAGGCGAGUGUUGUGGGGUGAAGAAGGCUUCCACCCAGAUUUCAGAAGAAGGCCUGGGAUUGCAGGCAGUGUGCUCCCAAGAAGGCAGUGUAUGAAGCUGUGAAUGUGAAGCCAAAGUUGUACUGGAGACCUCAGAAGUUCGCAGAAGCCAGGAAUGUACAUCAUCCAAGGAAAGCUUCAGAGAGUGUGCAAAGGUAGCCAAAGAAAUAAGCCAUGGGAGGUAUAACCACCAGAGGUGCCACAGGGGCAGAGCCACCUAAGCCCUUUGUAGUUCACAACUUGCUACAGAUCACUGGGGAUGCUGGAAGUGAAUUGUAGGAUUUCAUGUUUCUCUCCUGGAUUUUGGACUUGCUUUGGUCCCAUUCCUUCUGUCCCCACCUGUAACUUUUGGAAUGGAAAUAUCUUAUCUUGUGCCACUGAAUGUCAGAAAUAUUUAGCUUUCUUUUCAUUUGUACAGCAGCUUGCAGCUAAGAGUUUGCCUUAAAUCUCAGAGAAGACUUCAGACGUGGACUUUCCAGCAAUGCUGAAAAUGUUAGGAUUCUGGCAACUCUUGAGAGGGACUAGAUGCUUUUUGCAUAAAGGAAUAUGCAUAAGUCUUUAGGGGCUCUGGGAUAGAAUGUUAUGGCUUGUGUCUUGAUGUCCCCCCAAAGCCAAAGUCAUAGGUGGGACUUUUGCAGAAGUGGCUAGAUCUAGAUUUGGGAAUUGAUUCAUUGUGCAAUGCUAGGAUUGAAGGCACUAGGAUUAAAGGUGUGAGUGCUACCUUCCCUAAGUAGUCUAGAUAAGACAAAAGGGGCAGAAAGACACUGUUAAGGUCCCUUGUUGCUUUGGCUACCUUCUUUCUACCUGCCAUGAACUGUUGCCCCUCAGCCUUGUUAGCCUGUCUUACAGCUAGCCAACUAUAGAGUAAAACCUCUACAAACUGAGCUAAUAAACUUUUCCCCCUUUAAUUUUGGGUGUUGGGCCUUGCAAGCAGGCAGUCGUGAGUUCGAUCCCCGGUACCGAUAAAAAGGAAAAAGACAAAAAAAAAAAAAUUGGGGGUGUUGGGUAUUUUGUCUCAGCUAUGACAAAAGUAAUUAAAACACAUGGGUAUAGCAAGAGUUGGAAAAUAGAAAAAAUUUGGCAUUUUUGCUUAAUAGUUUUAAGCAUGUUGAAACGAAGAGGUUAAGAUUAGUCAGUUGAAUAUCUUUACUUCCCUUUACUAUCUAGCAUUGGCUUACUAGAGACUUUCUCCAGUGGGGAUUUUGCGUAGUAUCUUUUUUUUUCUAAAAGGUUUUUGUUCUCCUCUUUAGUUUAUCACCCCACUUUAUAAUUAUAAUUGGCAAAAUAUUUCAUUUAGGCAUUUCAGAUUUUCCAAGUAGAAAACAAACUACCCUGUCUUCUCUCACAGUCACUCAACACAACACUUCUCCUGUGGUUACCAAAAUGUGUGUGGUUACCAACCAAGCGGACACUGACUACAUGUCCUGAAAUUUAACUCAGUUUUGAUGCUAUCUGCCUGGAGCAUCAACUCCCACUGACUCAAGGCUCAGUCCCACAAGACUAUCUCCACUUUAGAUGUCAGUCUCAUGCCCCAGGUGCCUUCCAACUGACUGACUGGUUAUAAAACAGGAUUUCCACAACCCCCUACAUAAUCAGGUUGCCAUAGUGGUUCAUUUAACCAUUUUAACCAUUUAACAUAAUAUUAUGCAGGAUACAGAUGAACAGCAAAUUCAGAGAGGUUUAUAGAGCAAGGUAAAUAGGAAAGGGUCUUCCAUGCCCUGUGUGGGCAUGCCACUGCCAGCCACCUCCAUAUGCUUAGCAAUUGGAAGUUCACUGAAUCCCACAGUUCUGGAAUUUUUAUGAAGGCUUCAUCACAUAGCAUGAUCAAUUACUAACUAUAUUUAUAGACCCUUUUCUCUCUCCAGAGAAAUGGGAGACAGGGCAAAAAGCACCAAAUUUAGGAGUAUGGCUUGGUCUUUCAGUUGACCAGCCCUCAUCUAGGAGCCUACCAAGAGCAGUCUCGACCUAGGAAAUUUCUAGGGGUUUUGGAAAUGCUGUGUCAGACAUUCCUAAGAACUCAGGAAAUUAUAAGCAUUCUAGGAACUCUGUGCCAGGGACUAGGAGAUGAUAGAUAGAUAGAUAGAUAGAUAGAUAGAUAGAUAGAUAGAUAGAUUAUCAUCUAUAUAUGUAUGUAAUUUCACAUCAUCCUAUACAUUUUUUUAAGUUCUGUGUUUGUAGGAGAUCUUUCAAGAUCUUUUUUUAUGGUCUCUUGUGAAUGCUAGAACUCACAAUCUUUUGAUAAAUUUGAAGGGCUCACUAACAGUCUUAUUUUCCACUAAAGGGUGGUGCUUCUUAUAAUAACAAUAUUCCAAAACAGAGCAAAACUUUGCCCUCUACAAACAAGCAUCCUCUCAAGUAAGAGCAUUACCUUUGUAUAGUAUCUUGCCAAACUUUCUGUGUCACUGGGCAUGUCAGUGUUUGAUCAUUAAUCAGUUAUUUAUAUAGCUACUUGUGCACAGCUCCCAUUAAAGAGUGAAGUCCAACUUAGAUUCAUCUCACAUCUUUUUUUUUGAAAGGUUCCAUAAGAUGGGCAGUAUGUUGACAUGAUGGCUUCUGUUUUGUUUUUAGAGACAUCUGUUUAACAGCUGGGUUUGGAAGAGGAGGGUAAAUGAUUUCUAAUUAGUGUGAUUUCCAUCAGUUGUAGUCCUCAUGUUACUGUUUUUGAUGAAUAACUUAUUUCUCAACUGAGUGAUUCAAACUUUCUCCUUUUAUCCUGUCUUUCGCAUGCGCGUUUUGUUUUUGCCAUCUUUUCAUCUAGUAAAGGUUGUCAAAAGUGAAUGUACCUAGACAUAGAACAAUUUAAGUCUCUUAAAAUGAGUACACUUCAUGUCUAAGGCCUUCUUUAAUAAAAUAAAGGAUUCAUUUUUGCAUUUUUAAAAGUUAUAAUGAACUUCUGUUACUUGAUCUCUAUACUCUGGGACCAUGGAUACAAAGACAUCAAUUUCUUUUUUUUUUUUUUUUUUUUUUUUUGGUACCAUGGUUUGAACUCAUGACCUCGCAUUUGCCAAGCAGGCACUUACACUGCUGAGCUAAACCCCCAGCCCAGAAAACUUUUGUUUGUUUGUUGUUGUCUCUUGGAAAUCAUCUUUAAGACGAGCCUCAAAUUCCUUUCAUUCCUAGUGUAUCUCAUAAUGCUAUGAAAACAGAUUGGUAACCGUAUCUGUUGUGGCGGAAUUUGAGAUGUAUAGAGCAAAGAGUACAUUUAAUUAUGAGCAAUGCUGUGAAAGUUAAAAAGUAGUUUUUCUAAUGAUAUGAGUGAAUGAUAACCAUGAUGAUAGAGUAGAACAAAUUAGUAAGAGCAAUUGUUAGUCAUUUUUAUUAAAUAUGUCUAAGAUGUUGAAAGCAACAAUUUGAAAUGAAAUUAGAAGAAUCAACUGUUACUUAUUAAAUGCGUUGCAAAAAAAUUUCUCAUCAUUAUACUCCAAAUAGAUGCUAACCAUUCAAUUAUGACUGGAAGUGAAUCUUUUUGAUUGAAAGUAAAUUAGUAGUUAUUGUUGGAAGUCAGAUAUCUGUAAAAUGUAAAGCGAUUUUGAGUGAGAUAACUUUUUUCCCUAAACAGCAACUCAUGUUAAGAAAUUUGUUGAGUUCUCUUAGUCUGAAAUGCUUGUUAUUGACAGAGUUUUUCUAUUGAAGUGAUUAUAAACCUAUUUCCAUUAUUGACUCUUCCCUUUCUUAAAAAGUAUGCAUGUACAUAUUUAAACAGAAUGUUUUAUAUAAUUUCAGGAGGCCCAUGGAUCUCUCUGUAAGUUUUACAGUGAAGAAAGGCAGUCCAAUAUAAACAGACAUAUAAAUACAAAGUGUAAUACAUUAAUAGAUUUAGUGGUGAUUGAUGUAAGGGAUUAUGAGAACAUAAAUGAGGGGCAGUUAGCUUUGCUUGGAUCUGGAUGAUAGAGAACAGAAAUGGAAAGAGAAAUGGGUAGGGCUUAGUCCUAGAAAGUAAAGAAUGGAGUUGACAUUUAAUUGCACCUUAAUAAAUGACCAAAAUAAAAUGCCAACUCAAAUGGAAAGGAUGCAAAGAAACUGGACUGCUUAUAUGUUGCUGGUGAGUGUGUAUGAUCAUAUAGUCAUUCUAGAAAAGUUAAUUACUACUCUAGAAAGCUACACAUGUGUUAGGUAUGAUACAAGAAUGUAAUCAAAAAAAUUUUUAAAAAUUGAUCUACUUCUCCAAACUUUCUCAGGCUGAGAUGCAAUCCCCCAACCCUUCCUCAACUCACAUGAAGAAGGGACUCAAAACUAGCACAUAUGCCUGAAGGGAGUGUGCAUAUGCUGGCCCCCAGAGGUUGCAGUCUGUUUCAUUUCACAAAGGAGAGGAGCCAGUGGACAGGGGAUGAAGCUACAUAGGAAUUUCCUUGUAUAUUGUCUCAUUGUGCAGCUCCCCCAUAAGAGCCCUUACACACCUGAACAGGGUGAGACGGUGAUUUGAUGCAGUAAGAGGCCCUUCCAUUGCCUUUGGAGUUAGGUUUAAAUGAAGCUAUUUUAUUUUUUCACAAAAGAUUGUCUUCCAUGUUCUUGGGCAGCAGCUAUCAGUUUGAACCUGAGCACCCAGUAAUAAAAAAAAAUCAAAAACAGAAUAACUGGACUUCUUCAAAAGUAAAAACUUUUGUUCUGCAAAGGAUUCCAUUAAGAAAGAGAUAAGACAUUUGUAGAAUGGGAGAACUAUUUACAAAUCAUGUAUCUGAUAAAAGACUUGUAUCUAGGCUAUAUAAAGCAGUCUUAUAACUCAACCAUAAAAAGACAAAUAAUCCAGUUUUUUAAAAGGCAAGAAACUUGAGUAGACAUUGAUCCAAAGAAUAUUAACAAAAAGCCAAUAGCACAUAAGAAAGAUGCUCACUAUCAUUAGCCACUAGUAAAAAUUAAAACUAAGAAAAUUUUUAAAAUAUGUAAAUUAUUAAAAAUAAUAAAUCAAGUACAUUUUAAUAUAAUUUUAAAUGUAAUUUUAUAAUUGUAUCCUCCAAAGCAAAGUACAGUUUUUUUAAAUGAGAAAAGUAGCAUCAUUUUAGUUUUGCAGUUUUUUUGGAUAUAGCCAUAGUACUUUUUUCCUAUUUAUUUGUUUUUAAUUGAUACAUAGUGAUUACACAUAUUUGUAGGGUAUAUACAGUGUGACGUUUCUGUAUGUAUAUACAAUGUAUAAUGAUCAAAUCAGGGGAAUACCAUGUCCAUAUCCUCCAGUAUUUUUCAUUUCUUUGUGUUGGAAAUAUACAAAAUUCUCUCUGCUAGCUAUUUUGGAAUACUCAGUUGUCAGCGUAUUUGUCCUGCUGUGCUAUGGAACAGCUGCACCACUGAAAGUCUUAGCCACACUCUGCUCUCCCUGCCCCGACACCCUUCUCAGGCUCUGGUAGCCACUUUUACUUUAACUCUAUACCUUUAAGAUCAGCCUUUUGGCUUCAUGUAUAAAUGAGAACAUGCAGUAUUUUUCUUUUGAUUAAUAUCACUUAGUAGAAGAUAGCAUGGUUUCAUGUGUUCUGCAUUUACUGUGUUGCAAUGUUAUUUUAGUUGAGGUAUGUGAAGAAACUCUCCCUUCAUACAAGUUAGUAACUGAAAAAGGAAAGAGUUUUUUGAUGGCCUUUUCAGAUAAAUGUGUUUUUUUUUAAUAUUACUUCACCUGAAAAAGUUGUGUUCAUGAUGGUAGAUACAAGGUUUUUUAAAUUCUAAUUUUUACUCAAAGUCUCCACUUUUUCAUUUGUAAUCUAUAUUGUCAAGUGUUUUGUUUGAAAUGAAAAGCUUACUUUGUAUACUUUUAAGAAAGUGUUUAUGAAUAUCCAUGCCUAAAUAACAGUAGUUUGUCAGUCAUUAUUUCAAGUAGUAUUUAUUAAAAAAAAAAAAAAAAAAAAAAGUGGCACCAGAUUGGGAACAGCCUAACCCCAACCUCUUGCUGCGAGUCAGCAACAUUCACCCACUGGGGCAGAAAGAGCAAGGCCUCACCAGGAAGCAAGCCCAGUCUGGAAAGCAGUGCCAUGUGUAGGCCGCUACUGGACCCGGAACAGCCAGACUGUCGCUUCUCCCUGUGAGUCAGCGCCAUUGAUGGCCUGGCAUCGGAGAGAACAAGGCCACAGCAGGAAGCAAGCCCAGUCUGUGAACCAGCACCAUGCACGGGCGGCUGGCGGACUAGAACAGCCAGACCCCAGCCCUUUAGCUCCUUCUAGUGUGUGGGCUGGCAAACAAAAGUACCAGCCCUACGCACCUCCAUAAGUGAUCGGCUUACCCAGAGAAACACAGGCUAUGAUGGUAGCUAUUGAGGUGAAAUGCAGUUGGACACCUGUGGUGCUGGGUGUUUCACUAACAUUGCAGGUCUAGGGCCAGUGGUCUGAUAUAGCUUCAGAGCGUACUGGUACUCAGUGUGACAUCUGGGGGGAUCUUCUGAAGGUUGUAGCCAUUGUUGAUUCCCUAUGAUCUUGUUUUGAAAUUCUAUAUCAUUUCCAUUGUUUUGUUGGUUUGGAUUUUGUUCUCUCUCUCUUUUUUUUUUUAUUAUGUUAAAUCUGAUGGCGGGAGCAACUAUUUCAAAGAUAGCAAAGAUAUAUUAUGGUAGUAAUUUUGGAUUUACUAUUGGCUUGUUAGGAAGUCCUUUGUUGCAUUCAUUGUUUUUUUUUUUUUAUUGUUUCUAUUCUAUUCUGUUCUGUUUUAUUUUUACUAUGUCUGAAGUUAUCUGCAGCUAUUUUGAGACUUCCAAAGGCAUUGUGGUAACUAUUACUGGUUUCAUAAUGUUUUGAAGUUCUGUAUCUCUUACACUGGCUUGUUUUGAUUGAUUUUAUUCUGUUUUAUCCUCUUUAAAAUAAAAAAAGUGGUUGGUCAGCUUGUAGCAGUCACAUUCAUGAUCUUUUUUUUUUUUUUUUUUUUGAAGCCAUUAGUUUUACUAGUUAGAACUCUUUUUUUAUAUACUUACCACCUCAUUACAGAGUAAAUUAAUAAUUUUUAGUACUUCAACAAGGAUAUUCUGUAUAUAUGUGUAUAGUAAUGGAGAUUGAACCCAAGGCCUUUGCACUGAGUACAUCUUCAGCCCUUUUUAUUUUUAUGUUCAGAUAGAAUUUUGCUAAGUUGUUCAGCUGGGCUCAAAUUUGUGGUGCUCCUAACUCAGUCUCUUAGAGUGUUGGGAUUACAUCCGUGUUGCCACCAUACCUGGGUAACAACGAUAUUCUUAAUUGAAAUUGCCUUAUUUUUUUUUAAUUCAUUGACUGAUUUAUUGGUUUGUUUUUUAUUGUGAAUAUGUAUUAGUGAAAAAUAUAGUGACUACUAGUAUAUUUUUGCCACUACCUAGAUUCAGGCCAAGGUCCAGCAGUUUUGCCUUACUUUUUCCCUGUUGGCAGAAUACAAAAAGGCAAAUAAUAAUCUAGUAUUGUUGUGGAAAUAAUUUGACUUUGCAGAUUCACUGCAAGUGUCUUUAGGACCUUUUUUAUGUACUUACCACUUCAUCACAGAAUAAAUUAAUAAUUUUUAGAACUUCAGGCAAAAAAUAAUUUUUAGUACUUGAGGCAAAAAACUAUUAUCAUAGCUCUCACCCAGCUAAUUUAUUUGUAUCAUAAAUGAUUUUUCGGUAUGUACUGCCUUAGUUACUCUUCUUAUUGCUGAAACAACAUACUCAGUACCCAAAGUUAAAGAAGAAAAGUUUAUCUCAGCAUACUGUAGAGGUUUCGGUCCAUAAUUGGUUGGCUGCAGGGCAGAGAGGCAUAGCAGAGGGGUAUCACAGAGCAGGCAGGAGGCAGCAGCAGCAACAGCAGGCCUGCCUUCUAUCUGCCUCUUUAUAUUCCAUCUAUUCUAUGAACCUGUUGAUCUAGGGUGAGGUACCCUUAAUCCUAGCAUCACAUUCUUAAUCCAGCAUAACAUUAACACCCUAGCCAGUCACUUCAGAAAAGCCCCACCUGUGACUACAUGAGACUUUGGAGGGACAUCUAGAUAUAAGCAGUAACACAUACUAUGAAAGACUAUAACAGACUCUAGAAAUUUGACAAUAAACAAACAGUUAAAAAUUUCUGUUUUGUAGAGCUUAUUUAUAAAGAAUAAAAAUGGACAGUAAAUAUUAGGGAUAAAAGUUAAGCAAAGGAAAAGAGGCAGGUGAGUUUGUUGAGGUUGUGUGUACAGUCUAACUAGGUUAACCAAGAAGGGCUUUACUGAGAAAUUCAUGUGAAAACUUGGAGAGUCAAGGCAUGUAGCAUGCAUAUAUGUACAGAAAGAAUUUUCCAGAAUAAACAAGUGCAUAACAUGCUUACUAUAUAUGAAGAACAAAAAAGGAGGCUCCUGCAGCUGGAGAGAGUAAGAGAACCACAGAGUAUGGUGCCAGAGAAACCAACUGGUGAGUCAUAUCAUAUAUAGCCAUAGAGCCAGGCUAGUGAUUUGAAUUUUACUCUGAGUGGAAGUCACUGGAGCAUUUUGGUUUACGUUUGAACAGGAUCAUCCUGAUUACUAUAAUGAGAAAGAACUUUAGGAGAAAAGAGAAGUGAGCAGACCGUUUAGCAGACCAUUAUGUCUAAUUACAUAGGCAGAAAAUAAUGACACUUUUAGCUGGUGGUUGGGGGAUGUAUUUGGAAAGCAGAACCACUAGGAUGUACUAUGGAUUGGAUGUAGAAUAUGGGAAAAAUAUUACAAGGCCUCUGGUUUGAGCACUUGUGAAUAGGACAUGGCUGCUGAGGAAGGACACACUGCAGGAAAAGCAUAUUGAGGGCUACAACAGGAGCUUAGUACUAGAGAAUUUAACUUUGAGACUCACGUGGAUAUUUAGAGUAGGUAGUUAGAUAUAGACUAGAAAUAUAAAUUUGUUUAAUAUGUAAAAAUUUGAUAUGAAAUGAGAUAGCCAAGGAGUGAUUAGAGCUAUUUAGGAGGAGCUAACGUGGACGCAUGCUCAGAAUAAGAAAAGAACAUAUAUAGUGUUGAGAAUAACAGAAAACAAAAUUGAAAUUGAUGAAUUAACCUAAAAAUAUAAAACUCAUGAGGACACAAAUCGGAGUUUAAAGACCUAGAAGGGUUUUAAAGGUGUGGUAGAGCACAUACAUAGCAUGCAGUAGGCCCUGGGUUCAGUUUCCAGCACUCACCCACAAAUUAAAGACCUGCAAUACUCCAGUGGAGUUGUUUAGUAAAAAAAAUUGUAUAUAUGAGUCUUGAGAUAAGGUUUGAGUCAAACAUAUAUUUUAAAUCUCAGGACAAGAUGAAAAUGCCAAAAGAGGAUGUGCACUAAAAAAAGAUUCACCCUUAAAAAAUACCAAUAUUUAAUGUGGGAUGUGGAAGGGGACAGACUUGUAGGGAAAUGAAAGUGAAGAAAGUUUGGGAAGGAAAGAUCAGAGUGUCAAAUGCCAUACAGAGAAGGUAGGAGGGAACCAGAAAAAAGCAAGUAGAUUUAACACUUAGAUCGUAAUCUUUGUGGAGACAGAAUGGUAACAGCAGGGCUCAUUUUCAUUAGUCUGGGAGUCAAAGACUAGAUAAAACGUGGGAGGUCCAUUAGUUAAUGGCAGGGUCAGCUUAUUAUAAUUUACUUACCUAAAAAUAAUGCCACAUACCACAGUCUAAUAAUUUAUUUUUGGCAGUUUUCAAAUCCAACAUUGACCAGCAAUACCAAAUAUAUGAGAAAUGAAUUCUUGGUUAUAAACAAUGGAAACUACUGUAAUUUUACUUACAGCAGAAACUUAACCACUACUGUUAAGUAGAAAGAGAAUUUAUUGGAAAGCUGGAUCCCAAGUUUGAGCCCACCCUGGGCAAUUUAGUAACUUAGCAGGACUCUGUCUCAAAACAUGUUUUUAAAAAGGGGAGGGCUGGGGAAGUCACUUAGUGUGAAGGCCUUAAGUUUAAUCCUAAAUACAAAGAAAGGUGGGACGGAGGGAGGGAAAUUACCCCCUCCCCUUCAGGUUUCUGUAGUUGGUGAUAUUUUGUUCAUAAAACCUCACUCAAGAAGUAUAUCUACUACAAGGAGAAAACAUGACAUUUGAGUUUUGGAGAGCCAAAACCAGCAGUAUUAUAUAAUUAAAUACUUAAUCUUAAAGAUCUGAAAUUCACAUAAACAAAAUGAAAAAUAUUUAAUAAAACCAGAAAUAUAAUCUAAGGCUUGCCUUACUAAUAUCAAGUAUCAGGAAUAUCAAAUCUAAAACUUGACUUUGUUUUCUCUUAAUUCGUGCCUUAUACUAGAGUCUCUUAUAAGUCUUUCUCCCUCCACAAAUCUUUUCUGGGCUCCUUUAACCCACGUUAGUACUCACAAAGGCAGCUUGAUUAAACCUUAAGAAUGAAAUGGAGGCAACUCUACAGAACCUUGUAGUAGGGGCACAUUUCUAGGCGUGAACUUGGUCUCCGCCAGGCCUGUUCGUUGUUAGAAGUCACUGUGCCCUUCACACAGGGAAGGAGAAACACCACCCCCAGGAGUGACCUGCACCAAAGGAGUAGGUGGGCCAGGCGGGGAUUAGGAGGGAUGGGGCCCAGGCCACAGAGUAGAAUGGAGCAGAACCCAGAACCACCUGUGGUACAGGCGAAGCUGCCCAAAUUCUUCAAAUUGCUAGGCCUAUGAAAAGUGGUUUUUGUACUAAGAUUUAAUUUGAUUUUUAAGUAUGCUUCUCUGCCAAAAAGACCACUAUGAAUUCUUUAUAGAGGAAAAGACCCUUUAUCUGUGUAAUUUAAAUAAAAGUGAACUUGUAAUACAUGUCCUUUUUAAAGGCUGAUUUUUGGCAUGGUAAAAUAUCCAAAAUAAAUACAAAUCCAAUACCUGAAAUACUUCAUAAGUAGGUCAUGAAUGAAGCCUCUUUAAAGAUACUCCAAAGGAACUAUCAUUUCAACUAUAGACAAAAAAUGUCCAGAGAUUUUCAUCUCCUCUUAUUCUUCACCUGUCUUCCACUCCCACACAUCACUGAGUUACUGUUUUAAUCUCUUCUGCCUUACAAAGCCUGCAGCUCAGCCCAUUUCUUUUCCUUCUUUCCAACUUCCAGAACAUUUUUUUCUGCUGAUAAUUCAUACUUUUUUAAAAAAUUAGAAGCCAGAUGGGGUGGCACACACCUGUAUUCUCAGCACUCAGGAGGCGGAGGCAGGAGGAUCUCUACAAGUUUGAGGCCCAUCUGGGCUACAAAGUGAAUUCAAGGCCAGUUUGAACCACAUAGCAAUACGGUGUUUUGAAAAAAAAAAUCAAUUUAGUUUCUUUCUUCCACAUCAAUUAUCUUGCCUCUACCAUACAUGCAAUCUAUCAGCACUUCAAAACCGAGCAAUCUACUUGAAAUGAAAAGGGAUAAACUGGAGACUUUGUACACUUGUGCUUCAGUUAUUUGUCCCUUGUCAUCUUUUAAAUGAAAGGAAAUAAAAUAUAAGGGUUUUUCUUUCCUGGUUUUGUUCAUGGAGAGUGUGACAGCUGGCAUUAGUGUCUGUGGAAAGGAACAGAGAGAAGACCUGAUGCAAAGAGGCCAGGUCAGUAGCGGUCAGAUUACAAAGAGCUUUCCUUUCUAGGCUGACAAGAUUAAAUCCACCUUACUCAGCAGCAGGGCAGUGGCUGUCAGCUAUGAUGUGCAAAGAAAUGAACUUAUAUUUGUUGGUCUUCCGUGUUGCAUUUUUCAAGUACUUCACUGUACUGAUCCUUUACAAAAAAGAAAAAAUAAAUUAUUAGACACCUACGUACCAAUCACUAUUCAGUUACUUUAAAAUACUAGCUUGUGUAAUCUUUAUAAACAAUGCAUACAGUUUUUUACUAUGGCUGUUUUACUGAUAAGAAAAUGAGGACACAGAGAGGGCAAGGAAUUUGCUCUACACGCUACAGCUAGAAUUGAAUGGUAGAGGCAGAAUUCAAACCUGGCACUGCAGGUUCUGAGUCCAAGUUUUUAACUUUUGUCUGUGCUACACUGAGCAUUGCUUGUGAAAGCAGAGUUCAUGGAAGUAUCUGCACCAGAAUCACCAGGGUAAUUUGUUCAAAAGACAACAUUUUAUUAUUUACAUUAUAAAAGCCUGCAGGUGACGUUCUUAAGAACCUCUGUUGUGAAGGACCCACCACUGUCACCAUGUACUCUUCUUUGUAUAGUUCGUUUGACUGUAAGACUAGAUGCUUCAGGGUACUUAAUGGGUACAGAACUUGUAAUUAGUACUACCAGACCAUAGCUUGCCUUUUAAGCCAUUGUUACCCGAAAUGUAUCUGAUGCCCUUUCUAGAACAGUGCUUGACCAUACAAGGAAAGGAGAAUUUUCAUUUAUUUCCUACACAUGCAUUACAUUCAAAAAUACACUUAAAGCUUAUUAGACUGUCCAAACUUGCUGUUGCGUUUGUGAUUAAAACGGACAGGCACUGGAAAGAACAUGCUGUUCAAUGUGAAAAGGACUCUCCUGGAGUACACAACAGGGCUGUGUUGUACUAUUUAUUGCUCUAUAUUUAGUGACAAUAAAAACUUAGCUUUCUUUUUGUGAGCAGAAGUUCAGUUUGGCUGCCUUGCUAACCCAGAUCCUGAGAGGAAACUUGUCUUCUAAGGUAGUGGACAAAUCAGAUUGUUGCAAAUUAUGGUUAAAAUUUAAGGGCAUUAAAAGAACUAUAAAGUACAAUACUUUAUAUUUCUUACCUACUAAUUUGUCUUGUCACAAUCAGUCUUUGCUAAAAUGUACUCUAGGGAUAUUUUACAAUCCUUCUUGUUUCUUUGUUUGAAACCAUGAUCAAAAUUGCUUUGAAAAGAAAAGGAUCAAGAUCUGUAGAGAAGACCAGGGGAUUAUCCAGACGCUGAGAAUCAUGGGAGGAGAAAUGACUUUAGAAAUAUAAAUUAAGUCAAACUCCUUUUUCCCCCCUUCCAGAAAGUUGUAGAAUGCUUGGAGCUCCUUUCUGCACACCCACAUGGCAUUUGAGACUAGUUUGAGUCUCUGUGUAGAUCUUCAAAGUUAACUUUCUUGUUUCAACCCAAUAUUUUCCCCUUUCCUCCAACAAAAGUAAAAUAAUUCUUAUAUACCUAUAUUUUUUUCUUGAAAUAUUUCCUAGUAUCUGUUUUCUCAAGAAACUUGACUAAAUUUGCUUUAGCCAUAGGCUCCCCUCUUUGGCCCUCUGUGGUUUGCUUUGGUCUAUUGAAUGCAAUUUAACCUUCAGGAAAUUCGAUUCCUACUGGUAGUGCUGGGUAAAGUGAAAUUUCUAAAAUGAAACAUCUUAUAAAUAUUAUGUGUGGUAUGCUUAAAUUGAUAAACUGUUACACAUUUAGUGUUUGAUCUUUUUCCUUAGAAAGACAUUAUAAAAAUUUGCCACAUUGUUGGCGCUCAACAAAUAAUGAUUAAUAACCUGUUCCAAGGGUCCUAAAUUUCCCCAAAUCACACACUGUCCAGGUUUUGAAAAAGCUAUUAGAGGUGACAAUGUUUUGAACUUUGAUUAGCUCACAGUUUUGAAUGAAAUAAUAUAAAGCACAGGGUUAAAGAUUUCCUGGUCCUGUGCCUGUUAAGCAAGUAACCCAACAUUUUGUCUAAAAGCUUUCUCAAGGAAAAAUAAUCCUGACUUGAUUUAGAAACAUUUUCCAUGCAAUUCUCCUCAUGAGAGAAUUAUUUGGAAGCUACUCUCUUAUUCUUGGUACUAGUAUUUGCAAGAAUCUAUUUGAACAAGAAAGUAAAAAUUGUCUGAUUGUUAAAAAGAGAGGAGUUAGGUUGAAGCAUUCCAACUUACUGAUAAAACUAUACCCACCAAACAACAAUUUUAUAUGGUUCAACCUAAUACUUUAUUGUGUGCAAAUUAAAGAAGUGGCCAGGUCAACUGGUCAGGUUUGAGGAAGCUUCUUGCAGAGUUUAAUAUGAGAAAAAUAUUUUAAAGCAAAACUUAAGUAUGCAUCCAUUAAAAUUUCGAGUUAGUUUUUCCUCUGGUGACCUUGGCAGCUGUUUGCAUUGUCAAAAUUUUCCUCUUGUCAAUAUAACUGUUGACUCAUUCUUGGGCAUCUGCUGUACAUUUAUAAUUUUGGUUUUUUUCUUCCUCCCUUUAAUGCCGCAGAUGCAAGCUUUAUAUCUUCUUUUGAUUUGUAGUUUUAUUAAACACAUUAGUGGCACAAAUAUUGCAUUCAUAUUUUUUUCAUAUUUAUUUUUUAUAUUAACUAUUUCUAAUCUUAGGGUGAGUAAUGUAAUUCAUUUUUUACUAUGAUGGGAAGUUCUACAUCAUGGACACUUUAAUAGACUUAAAAUUAUUACAUCCCACUUAAGUUUUACUACCUCUAAAAUUUUUUUUCAGUGUUUAUUUCCUGGAUAUGUCACUGUCUGUAUCUGUAUGUUUUAAUUUGUUCACAAUUUGUAUUGCUCUGGCAAAUGGACAUAUUUGUUUUCCAAUCAGCAAUUAGUAUAACUGAAAGAAAACCAGUUCCAAAUGUUGUGAAUUUAGAUAAGCAACUGUAAAGGCCAACUUAUAAUUGCUGCUUUGGCCCUGUGUUUUUUUGAGGUUUGAUAUAUACUGUACUCUUCAAUUUAUGUGGCAGUUUCAAAGCUACAUGGUAAAUAAUUAAGGUAGAGUAACAGUAGAAAAUGAAAGCUGUCUCAGGCACAGGUGAGGAAACAUUUAAUACAAAGCUUAAAUAAGGAUAGAUACUUUUUUUUAGAUUUUUGAUCUGGUUUUAACUGUUUUUGUACUUGAAAACCAACCCCAUCUCAGGAAUUCAGUGAAUAUGGGCCAAAUAUAAAAUGUUAAGAGGCCGUUGUUAUUGUUGGCCUGAUAUACAAAACUUUCUGCCGUCCAGGGCCGUGUGAAUCCAAGUGAGAAUCGCCUAGUGUCACAGUGGCAGCCUGUUGCCAUCUGAGUUUCCUUCAAUCUUAGUGCGCUUCAUUAGAUAAUCAGUGUAUUUCUUUUUAUUCAAACAAGCCUUCAACCACGAGCCGGUUUCCUAAUGAAGAGAUGCUGUCUUACCUAAUACAAUAAGAACUAGUAGAUGGUCUGUUAAUUUUUGACUGGUUAAUUUAAACAAAACUGGUUAAAGCAAGGAAUUGGUUUUUUUAAAGACAUUUUUUCAUUCUACUUUAUUUAUUUAAUGUGUAUUCAUUUGUCAAUUUGUAAUGAAUAAUGAGUACCUUUUCUUUCAGUCCAAAUCCACUAUUUAAAAAUAAAAAGAAGCAAGAUGUGAAUAUAUGUGAACCAGUUCUCCAUAUGAAUGUAUUUAGUCUAUAUCACAAAUCUAUAAAAAAGGGGAGAGAAAUCAGAAUUGUACCCAUCUUUUCUUCCAUGAACUACAUCUAUAAUUUAUGAAGUACAAUUUCCAGUUACUUUAAAUUAAAGUAGUAACUGAAAAAUACUUAUUAAGCAAUCUGAGUAACAGUCUUAGGAUUUUUCCCCCAUUUUCUAGUGGUGGUUUUGCAAUUGGAAAAAUAUUUUUUAACCUCUUCACUUUUAUCAAGUCUUGCUGUCUUUUCACAGUUCUUAUCAGUUUACAUAAUAUUCUAUUAAAUUACACAGUUACACUAACAUACAGUUAGUAAAAUUAAUUUUGGGAAAAAAGCACAGCUCAAGUAGCCAGGAAAGUUUAAUACGUACCAACCUGUGAGUUUAAUAGGAGUGGAAGAGUCAUUUAAUUCAAUAAAUCAGUUUCUUUUUGUGUGUGGAUACAUAGAAUCCCAAUAGGACCUUACUUUUUGUUAUUGUUGUUUUGUUUUUGUUUUUUUGGUGGGGGAGUCAGAGGAUCACUGUGUAGUUCAGGAUAACCUUGAACUCACUGUAUAGUUCAGACUGACCUCGAAUUCACAGCAGUCCACUUGCCUCAGCCUCCCAAAUGGCAGGAUUACAACCACCACCUUACCUGGCUCAGAACCUUACCUUUGUUGUAAAUUACCAUAAUAACCUUAGCUAAGCAAAAUGCGGUUCUAUUCUUCUUCAAAGCUUUUGUUUUCUUAAAUAACUUUGAGUACUAUGUUAUGUACUAAUAAUACUUCACGUACUUCUAAUGAGGGACUUGAAAAGCAGAUUGGAAAACUAUAUGAACAUAGCUUUUUUCACAUGUACAGUAUUGCAUAACAUUGGAAAAUCAUUGCUUUAUUCUCACAGUGCAGGAUUUUGGUAUUUCCCCCACCCUUAUUUGUCCAGCUUCUUUUGGGAAUAUGAGUAACAAAGCACUAAUUAUAAUUUUUGCUCACAUAAUUUUGUCUCUGAAGAUAUCCUAUGACUAUCUAAGCUUUAUAAAGGCUUUCGGGAAUCCAUCUGGAAAUGUCUUAAAACUAAUGACAUAAUUUGGAAUGUCAAUGCCAAAAUAUAUUAUCUCUAUAGAAACAUUCUUUUCCUAGAUUUCCUUUUCAAAUAGUUUUACUUUUGUUCUACUUUUAUUAUUUUAGGUGACUUAAUAGGAGGGAGACAGUUUUGUUCAAAUUCAUCAAAUUAUCCCUCCACUCUACUUUUCCAGAAUUGAAUUUCUUCCAUUAGUUCAUUAGUAAGUAUUUAAGUGAAAUAAAGGAGAGAUUUAUAUCAAGAAGGUUAAGAAAUAAAUAUAGUUCUUUUUCUGUGAUGUUAAAAAGUAACAGCUCUGGCCUUUAUUACUAUCACACAUUCAUGAUUAACUAGUCUAGUAAUUAGAUUUGGUUUAGACUAUGAGUAAUAGAAAAUCCAAAAUAAUAGUGGCUUAAACAAAUUAGAAUUUUAGUUCUCUCUCAAAUAUAAGUUCCAGAGGUAUUACGGUGGCUCUUAUGAUCAUCAGGAUCCUUAUCUCUUUCUUACUGCUCUGUAACCCUCUACCUACAGCUCCCCUGUCAUGAUCCAAAAUGACCACUAAAGAUCUAGCAUUCUGUAUUGAUUUGCUUUCCUGUUGUCAAACAAAAACCUAAUAGCUCCAAUUAGGAGGAGGAGCUUUUAUUUGACUUAGCGUUUGAGAGGUUUCAGUCCAUGGUUAACUGCUCCAAGGCAGAAACAUCAUGGAGGAAGGAACUGGCAAAGCAAAAUUGCUUAUUAGUUCAUGGCAAAUGGGAAGCAGAGUAUCAGGAUAGUACGGUACCAGCAAGAGAUAUUCCUUCCAGGUGGCACGUCCCUGGUGCCCCAUCCUCAACUGGGCCCUACCACCUAACAGCACAUUCAGCUAUGAACAUUAGUGGAUUAUUGCACCAAUGAGUAUAGUAUCCCCUGGUCCAAUCACUUUUCCAGAAGUCUCUUGAUCAAUCAAGUCAACAAUUAAGCUUAACUGUUACAUUCUACCCCUUAUCAGCUUGACACCCAAACAUUUAUCCUUAAACUAUACUCAGUCUUCACAUAUAGACAAUACAAAGUCAUAAUUCUAUCCAACAUGAUGUAACUAUCUUGUGCACAGCCAACAUACACUAAUCCUAUCUCCAAAGUCUCCACAGUUUCAGCAUUUCUUAAAAGUCAGUCUCCUCUGAGACUCAAGACAAAUUAUUAACAUGAACCUCUGUAAAGUUCAAGAAACAAGUUAAUUAAUCCCCCCAAAAAGUGACAAAGGGUAAACACUUUCAUUCUAAAAGAAGAGGAAUAGAAGGAGAGAAAAAAUGACCAAAGUGAAACCAAAACCCAGCAAGGCAAACAUUAAAUCCUGUAGCUCAUUUUCCAGCAUCUGGGUCACGUGAUGGUAAGAAGUGAGUUUCAGGGGGUUUGGGCUGUCCCACUGCAGUGGCUUUGCUGGUUGCAAUCCAUAGGACUUCUUGCUUGAGCUGGUUCCUCUCACUGCCUCUGGGCUUUUCUUGGUGGUCAUUCCAUCUUCCUGGCAUCUCUGACUUCCUAGAGUCUCCAUUGCAUCUUCUGCCUCAGUCCCACCGCUUCACACACCUUCCUAGCCCUCACACACAUUGCCUAGCUGCCCAAGAUUUCCUUUGAAGUCUGGUUAGAGACCUCCAUCUCCCUAUUCUCAGUGUUCUGUAUGCUUAAAAAAAAACAGCAUCACUUAGAUAAUGGCAAGGUCUGCUGUCAGCAAGAGCAAUAGCCAGGCCCCCCGUGGACCAUGGCUGUAGCAGUCUUCAAGGGCCUGAGUAGAUGAGAAUGGAAAAAUCUAUCCUAGGGAACCAAUUCCAUAGAAGGCCCUUCUUGAGUAUGGGACCCAGGGGCUUCCUUCUCAAAUAAAGGUUUUAUACUUUUGUGCCUCUGACCCUAAAAUAGAUAGAGUCUUAUUGGUUCCUAAGAUGCCCUCAAGGCAUCUUUCUUCUUAUCCUGGUUCAAAGUAUAGUAAAACCUUGGUUUGAUAGCAUAACUCAUUCCAGAAACAUGCUUGUAAUCCAAAACAUUUGUAUAUAAAAGCAAAUUUUUCCAUAAGAAAUAAUGGAAGUUCAAAUGUUUUGUUCCACAACCCAAAAAUAUUCAUUAUAAAAAUGAUUACAAUAUUGUAAUAUAAUACAAAGUAAUAAAGACAAUACAAAGUAUAAAGAAAAAUAAAUUAAUCUGUACUUGCUUUUAAAAUCUUUGUGACUGAUGUGAGGGAGAUCAGAGAAGAAGGUUACUGUUAGGAUGACUUUUAUUAUCACUAACAGAAUCACUGUUUUCUAUUGGCUCAGUGGAAUCUUUUUUUUUUUUUUAUGUGUAGCCAGCUUUAACAAGGAACUUAUGAUGACACUUGCUUUUGCUCCCUUUUGAAGACUUCGUGGAAAUGUGACAUUGUAUUGUCAUUAACAGACUCAUUGCUUGUACUGCUAUAGCCUUGUUUGGGUGAUACUUUUCUACACAGUUUUGCACAGUUUCCCACAUUUUAUGUAUUUCUCUAAUCUCAUUAGAAAUGAAGGAUUCCUGGAUUUUUUUCUCUUCCUCCUCUGAAGAUGACAUCUCCUCUAUAAUCUCUUACUGUUGGGAGGUGAUCUCCCCUAAUCCUGCACAGAGGGAGAGAGAAAAGGAGGAGAGCCAUUAGUUCAGUUGUGAUUAUGUGAUGUUUGACAUUGUGGACCACUCACAUGCAAACACUGCCUGUUUAUCAGGUUAAAGUUUAUUAGGAAUUCUUAAUCAUCUUGAGAAUGCUUGCAGAACAAGUUACUUGCAAUCUUAAGUUUUUAGUGUACUUACUUUCUUUUUGAUGGUGCUAAUCUCUUCAGUAACCACACCUCUGCCGGCCUCAGUUUUAUGCAUGGUUUUUUGAGCCAAAAUUUUUCAGUAUUUUCAGCUCUGUUUUUUGCUUCCAGUUCUCACUAUACGUCUUGCUAAAAGAAUCUGGCAGUACCCAUGCCAUAGCUUGAAUAAUGGGUUGCCUUGAAGUUUUCCCCCACUAGAGCAAUUAGUUCACUGCCUUUAAGCUCAACCUUCCAUGAAGUCUUAGGACAUGGGCAAUUGUGGACAUUUUUUUUUCCAGAAUGUAACAUGCAUGGACUCUAGUCUAGUUCCCAACAGAGCUACUGUCCCAUCUAAAACCUCAUGAGCCUGGCCUUCAGUGUCCAUCUUUUUAAUCAGCAUGCUGGUCUUCUGAGCUCCAACCAGAACUGCCCAUCAAGCUCAGCUGAUGGAAAUCUAGGGCAUCUAGAUCUAGCCUACAUCUUCAAACUCAUCUUAGAAACCAAUUGCAAAGGCUUCUUAUUCUCAUAGUGCAGUAUUUUGGUAUUCCCAAAUACCAGGUAAAGUCAGGUAUAGUCACCACAACAACCCUACUUCUUUGGGUGGCUUGUUUCUGUGUUAGUCAGUUUUCCCACUGCUGUACAAAGUACCUAACACCUGCAACCUUAAAAAGGAGGUAUUUAUUUGGCUUAUGAUUUCAGAGGUUUCUGCUCAUGGUUGGCUGGCUCCAGGGAAGAAACAUUAUGGGAGGGAUGACAGAGCAAAGCUGCCUAGUUAAUGGCAGGUGAGGAGCAGUGUGCACCAGCUCUGCAAAGGCAUGCCCCAGUGAUUCUCCUCUUUGGGCCCUACGUCAUAACUGCACAUUCAACAGUGAACCUUGGUGGAUUAAUUCAUUGAUGAGAAUAGUGCCCCCAUGGCCUAAUCACCUUUUCAGGAAUCUCUUAGUCAAGUUGACAGUGAAACUUACAGUCACACAGUUAUGUAUGUCUUCUAGCUUCCAGGAAGGAGACGGGUGGCCUUUUCACCAUUAUCAUCUUGAAGUAGUUGCAGGUACAACUUUCCUACCUAUUAAUUAGAAUUUGUGGCCUUAUCUGGUUGUAUGGAGGCUGUAGAGUAGUUUUUAUGCUUGAUGGCUUCGUGCCCAACUAAGUAUCAUAGGACUCUAUAUAGUUAAAGGGGAGUAUGUACUAGAGACAAAUGGUUAUUUCUGUCACAAUUUAGACUGUUUCCCCAACAAAAUAAAAACCUAGGUUUAUAUACUUUAAAAGAAAGCAUCCUGGGUAGCACAGGCAUGAAUGUAUGGCAGUGUACUGUACUUAGUAAAUGUUCUGAUGAAUGAUAAGUCAGUAAAUAUUUGUAGGCUCAUUAACUAAAACUCCUUUGUCUCUACAGUUGUGACUAACAAUAUUAAUGUUCUAAAAAAAAAAGAGUGAGAAGAACCCAGAAAAGUUUGUUUCAAUCAACUCAAGGUUCAUUGUGGUGAGAUCUAAGGAACAUUUAGUCUAAGGAAAUGAAAGUAAAUGUUAAAUAAAAUAACUGCCCUGUUCUAGUUCUCUUUGUGGAUAAUUACUUUUUAGUAUUGAUAAGCAUUAUUAGAAUUUGUAGUGUACCAGCUUUGGUCCCCAGCAUUUUUGGUCUUUGGUCUUCCUAGUGGACAAGUAUCAUGUGUAAGGCCUUGGAUUCAAUAACCAACAUAAAUGAAUGAAUGAAUGAAUGAAAGCUGUUCCCAAGUUUGCGAACCUUUAGUGAUGACUGAAAAGACAGGUUACCUGUAAUGAUUUGUAUAUGUACAAUCUUUGAUUCUUGGGCUGGCAGUUUAGCUCAGCAGCAUAAGCACCUGCCUUGCAAGCAUGCAGUCGUGAGUUUGAUCCCUGAUACCACAAAAAAAAAAUCUUUGAUUCUUAUUUUUGAUUAAUAAUAGCAUAAUUUUUGCCUUUUUCUACAAAAGUAAGUACUUUAUUUGAAACUUAAAAAAGGAUAGCAGGAGACGCUGUGUUCUGUAAGUCACGUUUAAAAACAGCAUUUGUGUACAGCAUCUAAAUCUUAGUAUACAGCAUGUAAAUCUUAGCAGGAAAUUCAGAUUUAAGUCUGAGUCUGACUUUUAACUCAUGACCAAUGGAAUUUAAAUGUGUUUAUUUUUAUAGUAACCUUAAUGUGGGGCUUGCAAAUUUCUGAGUUUGUUUUCUCAUUCAACUUAGAGACUCUGAAGCCAUAUUUUAAUUACAGGAACUAAGCUAUUUAUAACUUUCAUAGCAAGAUCAGCAAAUUGUGGAGUUUUUUUUCUUGAUUAUAAUGUGUUAUACUCAGAAAUGUGUGAUGUUUGUGUCUAACAAUGCACUUAAAAAACAAAAUGGGCUGGAGAUUUAGCUCAACGGCAUAAGCGCCUUUCUUGCAAGUGUGCAGUUGUGAGUUCAAUCCCGGGUACCGAUAAAAAUGAAAAAUACAAAAAAAAAAAAAAAAAAAAAAAAAAAAAAAAAAAAAAAACCUGUGCUGCAAUUCUGAAGUUAUAAUUCUAGAAUUCUAAUGGACUCGUUGUUGCCCUCUCUUCCUCUUUUCUGAAGUGUUCUCAUAGAAAUGUUGCCUUAAAAUGUACAAAACACAAACAGUUAUUGGAAAUGUCUUCUACAUAGUCUUAUUUGUGUACAUCAUUUUCAAGUUGUUUUUCACAGUAUAGGGUUCUUUUUCCCUUAACUUUGCUGAUACUGCAUUUCAUAGUUACAUUGCUUUUGAACUACAUAGCAUUGAGUUUAGUCACUCUCAGUUAUAUCAAAUCCUACCUCUUUUUUUUUUUUUUUGGCCAAUGAUAGAGAUUUAACAUGGAGCAUUCAUACUAAGCAAUAUCUUCACCUCCCCAUCCCCUUUAAAUUUUGAUAGUCUCAUUAAGUUGCCCCGGCUGGUAUCAAGUUUGUGAUCUUUUUGCCUCAGAUUCCCAGAGUAUUAGGAUUACGAGCAUGCAUGUAUGGUAAUACCUGAGUUAAAUCUUAAAUUUUGAGGUCUUUCAUUUAGCAAAUUUGUUGAAUGAAUAAUGAAACAGAAAAAAAAAAACCAAGAAAGCAAAAGAAAAUGAAUUAAACUUAGGUUCAGCUUUAUUCUACUUUUUGUUAAAUACAAAUGCUAACAUACCUUUUUUGUGACAGUCCUUGUAUUUUUGCUAAGAGAAAAAGUUAUUGAAAAUAUUAGUUAAUAUCAAAGUCAUUUUGCAGUUAUAAAUAUACAAACAUUUUCCAAAAGACUCAUAAAUUACCCCCUUUUCUGAAGCCAAAUUUCACUUGGCUUAUUCUUACUUUUAGUAAUUAUGGUACUAGAGACAAAAAACCUGAGAUACCCUGAUUUACUUAUAGGUCAUCAAAAGUAUGGAAUUAUUUAGCAUUAUGUAGUUGUGCUGUGCAUGCAUUUAUAAUUCCUUAAACUCUUCUAGUAAAGUUUUUAAGCCUGAACUUCUAUAUAUCUUCUUAGUAUUUAUCAGUGACAAAUAAAUGUCUAAUGCUGUGACCACUUCAGAGGUAACAGAUGAACCAGGCAAUACCCUAGGCUCAGACCCUGCUUUAAUCAGCAUCUCUCUUUUAUAAAUUGAUAAUUUGGGAUAAGAAUUUUGGAGAAAAAAAGGUUUUUCUCCUAAAAAAAAAAAAAAGAGCUUGAGAAUGACUGUUUAGAAUGGGUAGAUAUUCAGUAUCUUAUUAUCUAGUAUAGCUUCUGUCAUUUUACAGGACCGGAAACUGGCAGCCAGAGAAGAUUUGUGGUCUUGUCCAGACCAUGUAGCUAUUUAGUCACAGAACUAAACCAAACCCCUUGUCCUGCCUGCUUGUCUAAAACUCUAUACUGUACUGCAGCAUGUGUCAGAACCCAGGAGUACUCCAAGAACACUGCUUGUGCCUGGCAAUGCUAGUAAAUGUGUAUAGCAUUCACAAAUGAAUGAUCCUAAUGAUCUGUAACUAAUUACCUUUAAGGAAAUUUCAAAUAAAAAUUGCCAUUCAAAUGAAAUUUAGGCCUCUUAGAAAUCCUAAAUUUGGCCUGUUCUAAGCAAGAGAAUUGCAAUAAGUAACACAUUAUUCUUUGUUAAUUUUAGGAUCACCUGCUAUUACCAGCUACUACCCAUAACAAGACUUCAAGACCAAAAAUGUCAAUUGUAUUACCAGCAAUUAACAUAAAUG
Cavia porcellus (domestic guinea pig) is the source of this 56063-nucleotide messenger RNA. Its product is annotated as proteasome activator complex subunit 3-like. NCBI's taxonomy places the organism in Eukaryota, Metazoa, Chordata, Mammalia, Rodentia, Caviidae. Bases 21259 to 21999 code for a protein of 246 amino acids. Gene Ontology annotation, cellular component: nucleoplasm; proteasome activator complex; cytoplasm. The record is from RefSeq and is a predicted model, not a curated record. Gene Ontology annotation, biological process: regulation of G1/S transition of mitotic cell cycle; positive regulation of endopeptidase activity; regulation of proteasomal protein catabolic process. The transcript has a single exon. Gene Ontology annotation, molecular function: endopeptidase activator activity.